Molecule: messenger RNA, 70497 nt
Organism: Podarcis lilfordi (Lilford's wall lizard)
Lineage: Eukaryota; Metazoa; Chordata; Lepidosauria; Squamata; Lacertidae
Source: the annotation of a GenBank genome assembly
AUGGAAGAGAAUGUGUUCAGUGUACAGCAGAUUCAGCCCAAUGUCAUUUCCGUGAAACUCUUCAAGCGCAAGGUUGGGGGUCUCGGGUUCCUGGUGAAGGAGCGUGUCAGCAAGCCACCCGUGAUCAUCUCCGACCUGAUCCGAGGAGGGGCGGCUGAGCAAAGUGGCCUUAUCCAGACCGGGGACAUCAUCCUCGCCGUGAAUGGGCGCCCCCUGGUGGACAUGAACUAUGACACCGCUCUGGAGGUCCUGAGGAGCAUCGCCUCCGAAACCCACGUCGUCCUCAUAUUGAGAGGCCCAGAGGGCUUCACCACUCACCUGGAGACGACCUUCACCGGGGACGGGACGCCCAAGACCGUCCGAGUCACCAGGCCCCUGUGCGCCACCUCCCCGUCCGUGGUUGACCUCCCGGCCGGCCUCGGGAUCCACACCAAAGAUCAGCGGCAAGGAGGUGACCAUACAAUGGGGGGCUCUGUCAGCUCUCGGUGCACCCGGGAGAACGGGCAGGGGGAUGAGUCCCUGGUGCACGUCAAUGGGGUGAUUGCUGGGUCCGUCCCCAGGGACUCUCUGAAAGGGAGCGGGGACGUUUCUGACCGUUGCCUCAACGGCAGCGUCGAGAACAGCGAACUGUUGAAAGAGAUCGAGCCGGUCUUGGACCUCCUGAAGAGCAACAACAAGGAGCUCAAUGGAGAUGCGCAGCCCAGGAUGGUCACAAGAGACGCAGAGGUCCAGGUGGAUGGGUAGGUCCCUUGGCUGUGCACGUUUGGUGAUGUGAUAUGCAGAGAGCCAUUGUGGUGUAAUGGUUAGAGUGGUGGGCUAGGGCCUGGGAGACCAGGGUUUGAAUCCCCGCUCAGCUACAAAGCUCACUGGGUGACCUUGGAGAUCUCUCAGCCUAACGACCUACCUCACAGUGUUGUUGUGGUGAUGAAAUUGGGAGGUGGAGAACCAUGUACACCGCACCUUGAGCUCCUUGGAAGAAAAGGUGGUAUAUAAAUAUAAAUAUAAUAUAUUUGGUUCCUCAGAAAGAAAAAAUGAAAGCAGAAAUGAUAAGGGCUAUCAACCGUUUUAUUCAUUUUUAAAAUUCAUAUUUAUAAUUAUUUAUUAAUGUGUAUAAAUCUAUAUCUAUACAGUGGUACCUCGGGUUAAGUACUUAAUUCAUUCCAGAGGUCCGUUCUUAACCUGAAACUGUUCUUAACCUGAAGCACCACUUUAGCUAAUGGGGGCCUCCUGCUGCUGCCGCGCCGCCAGAGCACAAUUUCUGUUCUCAUCCUGAAGCAAAGUUCUUAACCUGAGAUACUAUUUCUGGGUUAGCAGAGUCUGUAACCUGAAGCGUAUAUAACCUGAAGCAUAUGUAACCCGAGGUACCACUGUAUAGCUAUAUAGCUAUAGCUAUAGUUAUAGCUAUAUCUGGCCUUUCUUCCAAGGAGGUCAAGUUUAUUUUUCCCUCUCUCCUUUUUAUCUUCACAACAACCCUGUGAGGUAGGCCACUUUUAGGCUAAGUGACAGUAAGUUGCCAAAUUUGCUUCAUGGCAGAGUUGUGAUUUGAACGCUGGUCUCCCUGAGUUGAUUUUUUAAUAUAUAUAUAUGUAUUAGAAAAGCUGUUUUGUAAUUUAUGGAUUUAAGCUUUGUUUUAUCGGAAUUUAUCAUUUCCCUUCUUAUUCGAGAUUCUUAUAUCCUGCCCUACAUCCGGUUUGGAGCUCAGGGCAAACAGAUUAAUGAUGAUACAAAACAACGCAUUUUAAAGAAAAAUUGUUACUGCCGAUAUAGACGUAUUUUUACCAAACGGCUUCGAAGUUUUUAAAUCUGAAAUGUGGGGUGCUAAUAUGGCCAAUAACUACAACUUCCUGCUGCCAAAGCUCAGCAGAGGCGCUUCAGGGGGCCCCUCCGGACCGGGGAGCUUUUUGCUGGUAUAAUGUGCAACAUGCCACUGACCCAAUAAUAGUGCGCUGGAUUUAUAUUGGACUGUCCACACAUCAUUCUGCCUCAUUGGUACGUUACUCAGGUUAUGUCCCAUGAAGGCAAGGCAGAGUAUACUGGAGAGAAUGCAACCAGACUGGUACAACAUUCAAUACCUGGUGGUUCUGCUGUGCCAGGGACUGGACUAAGGAGGAAUGGUGGGGAGCACUGCCCCCCUCCUCCUGAACCUUCCUGAGAAGAGGAAGGCAGUCUUGAUUUGCAGAGGUGGCUUGAGGUAGGUCACAGGUGAACAGAUGAGUUGGGAGGUGAUGGGAGAAGAGAAGGGGGAGACAGAGACAGAUCAGCCAGCUGACACCUGAUCACUGGAAAGCAUUCCCCAUCCCCCUUCUCCCAGAACCCAGCGUGCAUUGAAAGUGCAAGAGCAAAAGACUCAUAGACGAUUAACCCCUGGCGGCCACCGUAAAAGGAAUUGGCGUUGCUAGGAAGGGCAGCCCAGUUGGAGCAACGCCAUGAUUCGGGUGGCUGCACCCUCCAUAUUUCUCAGUGAAUCUUGAAUAAAUACAGUGGUACCUCUGGUUGCGAACAGGAUCCAUUCCGCAGCCCCGUUUGCAACAUGAGCAGAACACAACCUGCGUCUGUACGUCCGUGUGUUGCGAUUUGCCACUUCUGCGCAUGCGCAUGACAUCAUUUUGAGUGUCUGCGCAUGCAUGAGCGGCGAAACCUGGAAGUAACCCUUUCUAGUCACCGCGGGACACAACCUGAAAAAACGUAAUCUUAACAGAACGUAACAAGAGGUAUGAAUGUACAUUGGUGAGAAUGCCUUGUUUUUCUGUUUCCGGCAUCCAGUCGUGAGGGAGGGCGACCAGAUUCCCAAGUCCGACUUGCUGCAUGGUUCAGGAAUGGUGGGUCUGGGUGUUUCAGGAGACUACACUAAUAAUAGAAACAGUAGUAAUGAUAAUGAUAAUGAUGAUGAUAAUGAUAAAGAUAAUACCCUGCCCAUCUGGCUGGGUUGCCCCAGCCACUCUGGGCAGCUUCCAGCACAUAAUGAAAACAUAAUAAAACGUCAAACAUUGCAAACUUCCCGAUACACGGCUGCCUUCAGAUGUCUUCUCAAGGUUGUGUAGUUCUUUGUCUCCUUGAUAUCUGACAGGAGGGCGUUCCACAGGAAGGGCGCCACCACCAACAUGGUGAAAAGGAUUGCCUGUCCUGACCCUGCUUCUCUCAAUAUUUGCAGAAAACUCAAAUGUACGAAGACCUGGACUUGGUAACUGCUGCCUGGUUAGAGGUAGCGAGCCCAUCGCUAGAAGGACCCCACAUAGUUCUCAUUGCGGGGACGGUGGUCCCAAGUCUGGUCUCUUGCGCUAGCUGAAAGUGAGGGGCGAAAGCAGGAGGGACAAGUUUGUAGUCUGUGAGACCCCUUCUUGCACUAUGUGCUUUUCCAUAAAUGCUUUUGGUUAGAUUUGUUUCUGAGACACCUGCCCAGCUAAGCAGCCAUUGCUAAAUUGAUGCAUUUGGUAUGUUUGUGAGUUUUCCCUGCUAACAUGCGGCAAUUGGUUGGGCACUGUAUUAUGGUUAUGUUAAAGCUCUUUUGCAUACUUAUCAUGGGCAUAACCAGGAUUUCUAUUGGGGGUGGGAGGGGGAGGGGACAGGACUACCACCUGUCACCAUCCUCUGUCUGGCUCUGUCUAGCAGAUUUGGAAUGGCAUUUCUCAACUACGGUUGUUUUAAAUUGCUUUCUUUUGACCCCCAAGCGCUCAGAAAAAAUCUGCCAAAAUCUUCAGACAUUUGAAAACUAAGUAGUCAAAUAAUAAAAAAAGAACAUCAGGGAGCACCUUUCAUGCAGUUAACAAGCAUAUUUUGCAAAAUUACAAUGAGCACAUGUUUUUUCAGCUUAUUUUUUAAAAAAAUCAAAACUAAAACAAGUUUCUUGGAUUUGCUGAAAACUUUUAACAACAUCAUCCAAGUAACCUCAGUGAGCAUUUCGAUUUGAAAUAUUCCAAUUAUUUCUACUUUUAGUUUUGUUUUUUUAAUUGACUUGAUUUAGGGGGGGUCAGCUGCCCCCUGUAUUGUAUGAUGUUGUGAUGUCAUGGAUUUUUUAUAUAAAUAUAUAAGGUAGGUAAGGAGCCCUGCAGGAUCAGGCCAACGACCCAUUGAGUCCAGCAUCCUGUUCUCACAGUGCCCAACCAGAUCCCCAAAUGGGGAAACCUGCAAGCUUGAAUCCCACAGGGCGGUAAACUGACCUGGGAUAGCUCAGAUUGUAGAGCACGAGACUCUUAAUCUCAGGGUUGUGGGUUUGAGCCCCACAUUGGGCAAAAGAUUCCUGCGUUGCAGGGGGUUGGACUAGAUGACCCUCGUGGUCCCUUCCAACUCUACAAUUCUAUGAAACUUUCAAGAUGCCCCUCUGGCUUCUGCAUAAUAGUUGCAGGAUCAUGCUCCUCAAUAGCUACACCUUCUGCUUCACAUCUUCCUAUUCUCUGCAGCACUCUAUUUUCUUUGCUGAAGCACGAAAGGGGUCUGUAGUUUGGGGAUAGUGACUUCCUUCUGUUUGCUGGCUCUCUCUUUAAAACACACACACACACACACACACACACACACACACACACACACUCAUUAAAGCAACCAUCAGCAAAUGGUGCCAAUUAAUUAAUGCUUGCAGCCCUAGUUUCAUGGAAUUAAAACUAAGUCAUCACUUUGACAUACCUGAGCGUUCACUGAAUUCAUUCAUUCAUAGUUUUUUUGCCCCAACUUGUUAAGAUUGUCUCAGGUGCCUGUCUCAGAAAAAAAAACCCCACUAAAAAAAGCUGACAGGUUUGGCUUCUUGUCAUCUUCCUUCCCCUCUCCCCCCACCUCCACCUUUCAUUGUCGUCUUUUCUCCGUAACUGAACGGCAAGAAGGAAGUGAUCAAAGCUGCUAGGAUCGUAAUCCCCUCCACACUUCAUUCUGGAUAAGCAAAGCCACUGAGACUGGAUGCAAAGUCCUGGUAAUGACUGUGUGUGAUGCUCUCAUUCUGCAUCCCACCUUCAGACAGGAUUGGGAAGUAGAGAGCGACUUAGAGGGGUGGUCCUACCCAACAGGCCAUCAGAAGCCAAAUAUUCAGCUAGGUAUGGGCAGGGCUAUUGGGACACGGGUGGCACUGUGGGUUAAACCACAGAGCCUAGGGCUUGCUGAUCAGAAGGUCAGCGGUUCAAAUCCCCUCGACGGGGUGAGCUCCCGUUGUUCAGUCCCAGCUCCUGCCAACCUAACAGUUCGAAAGCACGCUAGUGCAAGUAGAUAAAUAGGUACCGCUCUGGCGGAAAGGUAAAUGGCGUUUCUGUGCGCUGCUCUGGUUCGCCAGAAGUGGCUUAGCCAUGCUGGCCAUAUGACCCAGAAGCUGUCUGCAGACAAAUGCCGGCUCCCUCGGCCAGUAAAGUGAAAUGAGCACCGUAACCCCAUAGUUGUUCGCGACUGGACUUAACUGUCAGGGGUCCCUUUACCUUUAUGGACAGAGCUGGGCAUAACUGGGGUAGCUCAGUCGGUAGAUCUUGAGACUCCUAAUCUCAAGCUCCUGGGUUCGAACCCUACAUUCCUGCAUUCUAGGGGUUUGGACUGCUAGAUGACCCUCCCGGUCCCUUCCAGCUGUACAGUUCUAUGAUUCUAUGUGCUUUGAAAAUACAGAAGCAUUACAAUUCUGUACCACAGUAAACUCAGAUUUGGCGACAGAGGGAAGCCGCUAUCUAUGAUACGUAUAAAUUCUGCAAAUAUGCAAAUUGUUGUUUUGCUUUCUGCAGGGUUUGUGGCGUUGCACCCAGCAGUUUGCACCACUUCUUGUCGAAACAGAAACCUUUACAAGGUCCUGAAAAAGAAAAAGGGGGGGGGCUGUGAAUAGGGGUUCAGCGGUUAAACCAUCUGCCUUGCUUGCAGCAUUUCCCAAGUUUGAUCCCAGCUGGCAUUUCCAGAUUGGGCUGGAAGGGACUCCUGUAUGAAACCCUGGAAAGCUGCUGCCAGCCAGUGUAGACAGUGCUGAGUUAGAUGGACCACCCUUUUCCCACUAAGGAGCUCAAGGUUCUCCCCUCCCCAUUUCAUCCUCACAACAACCUUGUGAAGUAGGCUCGGCUGAGAGACAAUGACUGGCCUCCAAGGUCACUCAUUCCCUGUGGGGAUUUGAACCUUGGUCUCCCAGUUCCUAGUCUGACCAUCUAACCCCAUGGUUCCCAUGGCACACGCCCCACAGGGGGGCAAUUUGAUUUUUAAGGGGGGCAAUUUGGAAGCUUGUUGAGACCAAGUUAAUGGCCUUUUAGGCUUCUUCCACAUGAACAGGAGUUCACUUUUUGAAUAAUAAGAACUAUAUGUCACCGGGGGGUGGGGGGCGUGCAUCCAGGAUUUUAGAGAUGCUUAGGUGGGGCAUGGCCAAUGAAAGGUUGGGAACCACUGGUCUAACCACUCUGCCACACUGGCUCUCUCCUGUGUGGCAGAAUUAUGACCACACGCCCCAAGGAUGGAGCCUUGUGAGCAAAGACUCCAUCUUCAUCAUUUAGGUUGCCUACCCCCUACUCUCUCUGUGGAUAGACAGUGGGGUGGGAUCCUGAUGCAAAAAAAGACCCUUCUGUUAGCAUUUAACUAUCACCCAGGGUGCAAAUUCCGAUGCCCCCUAGACAGCAUGUGAGAUGCUAAGGAAAGCCUUCUUCCCCACCCAUGAGAGGUUGGGUUGCCAUCUGUCAUGGAUGCUUUAGCUGAGAUUCCUGCAUUGCAAGGGGGUUGGACUAGAUGACCCUUGGGGUCCCUUCCAGCUCUACGAUUCUGUGAUUCUAUGAGAGCCAUUGGGGAGGCAUUCUAUCUCCUCCCAGCUCCUGGGUAAAAAUAGAGCAUGGCUCAUUCAGUGUCCAGUAACCUUGUUCUAUUUUUCCCCCUUGCCUAAAGAUGGCUGUCACGUCGUAUAUCCAGCUCCCAACGAUGCCAUCUAGAUAGACUUCUGCGGCGAACUCCUUACAACUAUUCGGAAGCAUUUAUUUACAUAUAGGAAGGGACAUUGCUUGGCAUUAGAGCCCACGCAUUGCACAGAGGAGAUACCAGGUUCAACCUCUGACAUCUCCCCGGGUAGGAAAAGCUAUCAAGCUGCAAGCUUCCUUUAAGAGCAGUAUGAUUUUCCCAGAGGCUAUGGGGUGGCCAGUGGAGGCUAGGCCAUUUGGGCAAAUUGGAGCAUUGCCCCACUGACCUCAACCUGCCCUCAGCCAAAUCCCACCCUGCCUGCCAACUUCCUUACAACUAGUCCAAGGGAUGGCACUGCCUGCCAGCUUCCUCUUCCUUCGUCUCCUUUGUGCUUUUGUAGAACACAGCAGGAGGGAGGAUGGGGACAAAACUAGAAUUUGUUGCUUCUGCCUCUCAUUGUCUCUGGCGCCACCUACUGUUAGCCUUUCUGCCUGUCACCACCUACUGUUUGUCACCACCUACUUUCUGCCUGUCACCACCUACUUUCUGCCUGGCACCACCUACUGUUGACGCGGGUGGUGCUGUGGGUUAAACCACAGAGCCUAGGACUUGUUGAUCAGAAGGUCAUCGGUUCGAAUCCCUGUGACGGAGUGAGCUUCCAUUGCUCGCUCCCUGCUCCUACCAACCUAGCAGUUCAAAAGCACGUCAAAGUGCAAGUAGGUAAAUAGGUACCGCUCUGGCGGGAAGGUAAACGGCGUUUCCAUGCUCUGCUCUGGUUCGCCAGAAGCGGCUUAGUCAUGCUGGCCACAUGACCUGGAAGCUGUACGCCGGCUCCCUCGGCCAGUAAAGCAAGAUGAGCGCCGCAACCCCAGAGUCGGCCACGACUGGACCUAAUGGUCAGGGGUCCCUUUACCUUUACUGUUGAGUUUCCUGCUUUCUGCCCCGCCAGCCCCAAUGGGCGCUAACCAGCACUUGGUGUAACCAAAGCUCAUGGGGUUGACCGUAACUCAGCAAUAGAAUGCUUGCAGUGCAGGCAUCAAGUUCAAAGUUCGAGUUGGUCUUCCAAGGAGCCCAGAUUGCCGUCACCAGUCAGUGUGGACAGCACACUGCUAGGCAGCUUCCUGAAAUAGGUGACCAUGAGAUUUGUCCCCCGGCGCUGGUGGAUAUGUCAUUGCUUGCUUAGCUUUCUUCCUGAAAUGCUAGUUGGGGUUGUUAUGAGCAGAGGCACAGUCAUAUCAUCUGCUCUGUGAUUGGCGCAUGGGCUGCACCAGCGGAAUUAGUUGAUAUCUCGACCUGGAACGCAGAUGGCUUCAGCUCCAAGUCGUCCUGUCACUCACCCAAGAAGGGGCGAACAUCAGCCACGGGGGCUGCAAGGAGUCCAGGAUGACUCACUCGCUUGGAAACAAAAGUCAGCAGCAUCAGCUGUGGGGAGGACUCAGGUCCCUUAGGGGCAAUACACAAAUAUGCACAGAAAAAGAGGGAGAGGAAUAAAUAGCAGGGCAGAGCAGGGCACAGAAAGCUGGAAGGCUGGAGAUGGAGAAAAUCUAGUGCCUGGAGAGAUGAGAUAUCCGAAAUGAAACAGGUAGCUGUCAUUUAGGCCAUCUGAUCUGCUGGCAACAGAGUUUGCAGGCAGGCCAUCUUCCCACAGAGGACAGGGGAGAUAGACAGUUUGGUUCACGUUUAAAAGCCAGCCUGCCUCAUUUGAAAUCCUUUGGAAUGGGCACUUCUCCAAAUUUUGCAAUGCACUUCUGCAGCCAAGUGUUGGCUCAGUGGUCAGAGUGCUGGACUAGGACCCAGAAAAGUUGUUGUUUAGUCGUUUAGUCAUGUCCAACUCUUCGUGACCCCAUGGACCAGAGCACGCCAGGCACUCCUGUCUUCCACUGCCUCACGCAGUUUGGUCAAACUCAUGCUGGUAGCUUCGAGAACACUAUCCAACCAUCUCGUCCUCUGUCGUCCCCUUCUCCUUGGGCCCUCCAUCUUUCCCAACAUCAGGGUCUUUUCCAGGGAGUCUUCUCUUCUCAUGAGGUGGCCAAAGUAUUGGAGCCUCAGCUUCAGGAUCUGUCCUUCCAGUGAGCACUCAGGGCUGAUUUCCUUAAGAAUGGAUAUGUUUCAUCUUCUUGCAGUCUGUGGGACUCUCAAGAGACCCAGAAGAGACCAGGGUUCAAAUCCCCACUUGGCCAUGAAGCUCUCGCUGGGAGCCAGUCACCAACUCUCAACCUAAUCUACCUUGCAGGGUUGUUGUGGGGGAUUAAAAGGGGGGGAGGGAGAACUGUGUGCCACCUUGAGUGCCCUAGAAGAAAAGGUGGAGUAAAUGCAAUAAGUAAAUAAAUGUGCCAGGGUAAAUUGUAAACGUAUAGAUCAGUGAAAAUGAGAUGCAUUAUAUUAGGAGGAUUUCACUCAUAGGUACACAUGUUGGUUCGAUAAAUGGCAUGGAGGCGGUGGAGAGAGAAAAGAUUUUGUCCCUCUCUCAUAAUAUCAGAAUCCACGGGCAUUCAAUGAAGCCGAGUGCUGAAAGACUCAGGACAGAUAAAAUAAAUUACUUAUUCACUCCGUACUUAUUAACGGGCACUGUUAGAAACUCAGGUAUAUACGGUAAGCUAGGCAACAAAUGUCUCCUUAAACCACGGUUACAUUCCAAAUCGUAAUGUCUAGUUGCCAUUUGGGGGCAAGAUGGCUCUAAAGUCUUUUUUUCCCAAAGGAUGGACUGGCUGUGAUUGAUUCUCAGUUAAACAUCUGGCUAGUUCAGAUGACGACACUGAGCUAGGUUAAGAACUUUGAGAACUGAAAGAAGGAAAGUCUCUUGAUCCAGGGACAGUCCACAUAUCUAUCGACCUAUUCCUACCUCUCUCUUUUUAAUGGUGACACGGACCAUUCAUAAAGUAGGGAUAUUCUUCACAACUGUGAACAGGGCAGUGGGGUGGGGUAACUGAAGGCAACCUGCAACAAUUAACUAUAAUGUUGUUAACUGCUCCUGCUCAGGCUGCGCAGAAAAAACAUUUUGGUUCCUGGAAUUCAUUCUGGUUGUGCAGAUAAAACAUAACUCACAAAAUUCUACAGGAUGAGAUAUUAGUGUGUGUCAGCAGUCAAGAUCCAAUGAUCCCAAGGCAUGCAAUUCCAGAUGGUGGAGACGUCAGUAGCCAUCCUGGCGCCCAGGCACCUUCGCUUGGCCACAAGUGGUCGAUAGCCAGGUGCAAAAUGCUCCUGGCCCCUGGCUAAUUUCGAACCCUGCCCAUGGGAAGCAGUGGUGGCCCCCAACUUCUAUGGCUUUAAUAGAGGAUUGGACAAAUUCAUGGAGGAGGAGAGGGCUAGCAGUGGCUACUAUCCACAAUGGCUUCAGAAUACAAGCUGCUGUAAAUUGCAGACAGGGAGAGUGUUCUUGUGCUCAAAUCCUGCCUGUGGGCUUUCCCAUUUGGGCAUCUGAUUGGCCCCUGUGAGAACAGGAUGCUGGACUAGACGAGCCACUGGCCUGAUCUUGCAAGCUCUUCUUACAUUGAACAAGUUGUAAGUGGAAAACAUUGUGUUGUGAAAAUCAUUGCUCUGGAGUAGGAUUAGUGGAAGGGACUAAGCUUCUCAGGGAGGACUUUGGGUACCACCCUCAGGCACUUCCUGAGCUCUACAUUGUCCUUGCUGCUAAAUCUUUUUAUUUAUUGUUUCUUUCUUUCUCCCUUUCCUUUCUCUUUCUAAUUCUAAAUCUGCCCUCAAGUACAUCCUUGUGGUUAGCUGGUGGAUAGCAAGGCAAAGCCUUUGGAUUCCCUUCGGUCCUACCUUUGCCUCCCACUGGGCACUUGAGCUCUUUAUCUUUGCACAUGAUGGUCUCAUGUUCUUGGGUAGGAAGUGUUUGUCCCUUUCUUCUGGGUACAUUUCAGACUUGCCUCUGUUAAUUGCAGGCUGGCAGGAGGAGGAGGGGGGGGCUUUCUGCUUUCCCUUUGAUCCCCUAGGAUGUGGGCCAAGCCCCACCUCUCCAAGACCCCAGAUCCCCUUUUCAGCAUGUUCAGAUUAGAUCAGCCUCUUUUCUUGCUCAGCUGAACUGAGAUGUGCAUGUCCUCAGAGGACUUUGGGGGGGAAACUCAAGCUCUUACCUUUGCCUGGCCUGCCAAUCUUGAAAUAGAAAUAUUAGUGACCGGACAGGGAAAGCCGCCAGUUGCCUGUGGAGAGAUCUAACCAGGAACUGAAGUUCUCUUCCUCCUUGGGACUUUCAGACACAGCUGGGCAAGCGAGGAGUUGUGGGAAUGCUGACAAGACAGAGGAGCCUGCCUCAGGGCAGACUGGGUCUGAUGCUGGGGCUAAACUAGACUCCCUCUGUGUGAGAGAGACGGACAGACAAACAGACAGAGAGGGAUGGAGGAUGUGUUUUAACUGAAAAGUAGCACUGGAGGUUCUGAGCAGAAGCACAGAAGUAAGUGGGGAGGAGAUACUUAACCCUCCCCUCCCCGCCCAUUUUCCUACAGAACCUAUCCCCCCUACCUCAGCUGUUUUCACACAUGAAGGGGGAAAGGUGCAAGUUCUGCAGGGAGAAAACCAACUGAACUGAGGGCAACUUCGAGCUGACCAAUUAUGGGAGAGGUAAGGGUUCGGCUACCCUCUCCUCUGCUGUUUCUUCAUUGAGAUUGGCAACUCCCCUUGCUUGCUUUUUAGUGGUGUGUGUGGGAGGAAAGGAGGGAACAAGAGGGAGAUGAGCUGUAGCUCAAUUGCAGAGCAUUGGUUUUGCACGCAGAAAGGCCUGGAUUCCACCCCUGGCAUCGUCUGGUAGGACUUGAAGAUGCUAGGGUAAAGGGACCCCUGACCAUUAGGUCCAGUUGUGGCUGACUCUGGAGUUGCAGUGCUCAUCUCAUUUUAUUGGCCGAGGGAGCUGGCAUACAGCUUCCGGGUCAUGUGGCCAGCAUGACUAACGCCACUUCUGGCAAACCAGAGCAGUGCACAGAAACGCCGUUUACCUUCCCACCGGAGCGGUACCUAUUUAUCUACUUGCACUUUGACGUGCUUUUGAACUGCUAGGUUGGCAGGAGCAGGGACCGAGCAACGGGAGCUCACCCCGUCGCGGGGAUUCAAACCGCCGACCUUCUGAUUGGCAAGUCUUAGGCUCUGUGGUUUAACCCACAGCGCCACCUGCGUCCCCAGGAAGAUGCUAUGCCUGCCUGAAACCCUUGAGAGUUCCUGCUAGUCAGUGUAGACAUUACUGAACUCAGUGGACCAACAGUCUCAUAUGGGAUGAGGCAGCUUCCGAUAUUCCUUUGCUCCUAUCAGCUGUGGGGCUCCCCAUCAAAGACAUCUCAACACAGAGGCCCAUCGAAACCUGGAGCCUGCACAGCUAAGGUUUCCUUCUCCUGUUCUCCGUUUAAAAGUGUGCACAGUGCACAUGCUGGGGUUGAUGUGUAUUGAAUGGAGAAUGUGCAUAUACAUUAGGCAUUUUGCACAGUUGCUCUUUGGGAUGCAGACUGUGUGCACAUUAGAAGCAUGGUUAGAGAACAGCGGGCAUUGCCCCGCCAUUAUGCAUAACCUCCAUAGGCCAUGAAAAAUUCAUGCAUUAAUGCGGAAAUGUGCAUAAGGGUCCAAGCGGAGAAUAUGCACAUUGACUUGGCUAAUGUACCAAAAAUACCCUACUUGUGCUAAUGAGUUGCAUGCCCCUCAUCUGUCCCGAUUUAAGCAGGGCAUCCUGUUUUGGGGGGGUGCAUGCUCUCACACACGUCACCUGGUUCCCCCGAGAUUGCGGCUGUGAAAGACACUGAUUUUGGGGUGCUUUGCUUUUGCACGAGUCACGUGACUCACACAGGAGCUCGGCCCCAAAAGACACACAUCCUGGUUUUCCUUGGGGCCACGUUGGAGGGUAUGGAGUUGUACACAUCCAUCAACAUCAUUUUUGAGACUGUUCACACUAAUGGGGCAAUUAUGCAAAAAAAUAAAAAUAAACCCACCUCUCUGUGAGCAAAGGUCACUGCAUUAUUUUCCCCUAGAAUCUGGUGAAUGUGCAAAACACCUGGUCAUUUAUGCAGAUUCUCCAUUUGACUUGCACUAGUCAGUUUCAUGCAUGGGGGUGAGUAAUGGAGAAGGAGAUGUACGGUACUUCUUAAGUAGUCCUCCCCUCUGGUACCUUCUUCCCCUGCAAUAGCAAAAUUGACUAGCAAAGGAAGGAAGGAAGAUUCAAGCAGCAGAUUCAACCCUUCUUCAGAAACAGAUCCUCAUGCAAGUAACUCCUGCAGGGAGCAGCGUGUGAAAUAUUUAACUGGACAGAGAGUCCAAGGCACAAACGGGAACGAAAUGAGGUGGGUGUGACUUGAACAGGUCUUCCCCCCACUUUUUCUAAGCUGCUGCUAUCCUGUGUACGAAAAAGAGGGCACAGCUAUGCCCACCCAUGGGAAGAAUCCUGUGCAUGAGCCAAAUUUGGCCCACCAAGCCAAUUUCCCCAAACCACUGGUGACAUCUGCUGAUGAGCAGAAGGACAGGGAUUUACCAUGCAGUACCUAUGCAAUUCUGUUCCCAGCAUGGUGCAAGAUUGUGAAGUCUAAGUGUCAGGGUUUAAUCUCCACUUAGCUGUCUGUGGGGAUGCAGGUGGCACUGUGGGUUAAACCACAGAGCCUAGGGCUUGCUGAUCAGAAGGUUGGCGGUUCGAAUCCCCGCGACAGGGUGAGCUCCCAUUGCUCGGUCCCUGCUCCUGCCAACCUAGCAGCUCAAAAGCAUGUCAAAGUGCAAGUAGAUAAAUAGGUACCGCUCCAGUGGGAAGGUAAAUGGCGUUUCCAUGUGCUCCUCUGGUUUCGCCAGAAGCAGCUUAGUCAUGACCCGGAAGCUGUACGCCGGCUCCCUCGGCCAAUAAAGCGAGAUGAGCACCGCAACCCCAGAGUCGGCCACAACUGGACCUAAUGGUCAGGGGUCCCUUUACCUUUACCUAGCUGUCUAUGAGUAGAGAGUCAGGAGAAGGGUGCAAGAUCGUGGAUGUAAAAGGGGAGGAGAGAUUCCCCCACAAACAUGGGCGUAGCCAAGGAGGAGCAGUGGGACAGCUGCCCCUCUGAAAUCAAGUAAAUCAAUUAAAAAAAAUUAACGGAGGUUCCGCCUGCCCCCACAACAUAACUCCUGGCCAUGCUUUUGCAAGUCUUCUCCCUCUUCCCUUCCUGGUUUCAAGGACUUAAAGGGGGAGAGGUUUGCAAAUGCAUUUGUGAGCCUCCCUCUUCCUUCACUUUCAAGUCCCUGAUAUCAUAAAGAAGGUCGUCAAAUGCGAAGCAGUCACAAAAGGGCAUUUGCGAGCCUCCUCCCUCUUCCCUUUUAAGAUCCCAGCAGAAGGGAUUUUUGACAGGUGGCAAACCCACUCACCUUUCAAACCCAGCCCCUGAGGCAGAUCCUGAUAAGGAUCUGUCCCACGGAGCCGAAAAAGGUUCCCCACCCCUGGCCUACGCCACAUCACAUAUUUGAUUAUCCUUUUGUGUUUCACCUCGUGGGUUUCUAUUUGCAAUUAGAUCAACAAGCCUAAUCAUGAAUAAGAAUUUGCUGCAGAUCAAAGUUUCCUGUUGCUCCUUUCUAGCUCCCCCCACCCCCCAGUUUCUCUUUCAUUAUCAAAGUCUCUCUCCCUCCCUCCCUCUCUCUCUGUCCUCCCCCUUUCAAGGGGAGGCAGAGAAUUACCACGACUGCAUCCUGGCAUCUACAACCCUUGCUAAUUCCAUUUUGUUAGUAAGCUUCGGUGCUCCCUGAUCUCCCAACCACGGGAUCUUCGUGAUCCUGCCGAUGAGCCAGUGUGGUGUAGUGGUUAGAGUGUUGCCCUAGGUAAAAGGUAAAGGUAAAGGGACCCCUGACCAUUAGGUCCAGUCGUGGCCGACUCUGGGGUUGGCCGACUCUGGGGUUGCGGUGCUCAUCUCGCUUUACUAGCUGAGGGAGCCGCCAUACAGCUUCUGGGUCAUGUGGCCAGCAUGACUAAGCUGUUUCUGGCGAACCAGAGCAGUGCAUGGAAACACCAUUUACCUUCCUGCCGGAGUGGUACCUAUUUAUCUACUUGCACUUUGACGUGCUUUUGAACUGCUAGGUUGGCAGGAGCAGGCACCGAGCAACGGGAGCUCACCCCGUCGUGGGGAUUCGAGCCGCCGACCUUCCGAUCGGCAAGUCCUAGGCUUUGUGGUUUAACCAACAGCGCCACCCGUGUCCCACCCGUUGCCCUAGGACCUGGGUUCAAAUCCCCGCUUGGCCAUGAACCUCACUUGAAUGUGACCUUGGGCCAGUCACUGCCUCUCAGCCUAACCUACUUUGCAGGGUUAUUGUGGGGAUUAAUGAGGAGGGAGAGAGCCAUCUAUGCCACCUUGAGCUCCUUGGAGGGAAAAGGUGGGAUAUGAAUGCAAUAAAUAAGAAAUGAAUUAGAAAUCCUGUCUUACAGGGUGCGUUCCCAGGUUGUCGUCUCCCUGGUGUCGCUUCUAGGCUGUCGGUAUUUUGUGGGAGGACUCCAACCACAUACCAGAAUUUUGGGGUUUCACAACGGAACUGGAUGAACUUUCUUGCCCUAGUGUCAGGGUGGGGGGUCUUUGUCAAGCCAAGUGUUGUUAGCGUACAGCUCCCAUCAUCCCCCUGACUCUGGGUCUUGCCAGCGGAGGCUGAUGGGAGCUGGAUUUCAGCAACAUCUGGAUGGCCCAAAUGCAGCAAAUUCACUUUACAGCAUUUUUUUUUUCCAAUUAGGAAAGCGAUAGAGGGAAAGCCUCAAAAGGUGUGGGAUGGGCAAUUAUUUUUAUUUAUGUAAGACCAUUUACAUAUCGCUUAAUUAUUUGCAUCUUGAAGCGGCGUACAUAAAAAAAGAUCCACGGAAAAUGGGGAACUCUUCCUGUAUACAUAGACGUGCCUGAUGUUGUCGUGCUGCACCUCACCAGGGAGGGCAUUCCAUAACUGGGGAGCCACCAUGGAAAAGGCCCUGUCACAGGUCAGGGGCCACCCAGGAAGUCCCUGCAGGUGGGGCCACCAAGAAGCCUUCAUAUGACGAUCUUAGAGUCUGAGGUAUAUACCGUAGAAAUAAUUUCUGGGAUUGUCUCACUUCAGAACAGCCCAGAAUGGAGACGAGAUUCUGCUUCAAGGCCAAUUCUCUCUCUCUCUCUCUCUCUCUCUCUCUCUUUCUCUAAAGCACUCCUUCCAAUAAUUAUUAUUUAUUUAUACAUACAUACAUACAUACCGUACAUACCCUGCCCAUCUGGCUGGGUUUCCCCAGCCACUCUGGGCGGUUCCCAACAGAAUAAUAAUACAGUGGUACCUCAGUUACAGACGCUUCAGGUUACAGACACUUCAGGUUACAGACUCCGCUAACCCAGAAAUAGUACCUCGGGGGUUUAGAACUUUGCUUCAGGAUGAGAACAGAAAUCGCGCGGCAGCGGCAUGGCAGCAGCUGGAGGCCCCAUUAUCUAAAGUGGUACCUCAGGUUAAGAACAGUUUCAGGUUAAGAACGGACCUCCAGAACAAAUUAAGUUCUUAACCCAAGGUACCAUGGUAUUGAUGAUGAUGAUGAUGAUGAUGCAGUGAUAAAACAUCAAACAUUAAAAACUUCUCUAAGCAGGGCUGCCUUCAGAUGUCUUCUAAAAGUCAGAUAGUUGUUUAUUUCCUUGACAUCUGAUGGGAGAACGUUCUACAGGGCGGGUGCUACCACCCAGAAGGCCCUCUGCCUGGUUCCCUGUAACUUCAAUUCUUGCAGUGAGGGAACCACCAGAAGGCCCUCGGAGCUGGACCUCAGUGUCCGGGCUGAACAAUGGGGCUGGAGACGCUCCUUCAGGUAUACUGGACUGAGGCCGUUUAGGGCUUUGAAGGUCAGCACCAACACUUUGAAUUGUGCUCGGAAACGUACUGGGAGCCAAUGUAGGUCUUUCAGGACUGGUGUUAUAUGGUCUCAGUGGCCACUCCCAGUCACUAGUCUAGCUGCCACAUAUGAUUUCCCACGCCUGGUUUACAGGGCUGAGGACAAUUGCAGUUGCUCACAUGGAAAUGUUAUGAAAACCUGCUCUAAAGUUCCCAUUGCAGCAAUAUUCCUGUUUAUGGAGCACUGUCAGAAUGCUUUUGUGUUCCUUGCAGAUAUUUUCUAGGCCCCAAGCGGGGCAGUGGAUGGCAGGAAGCACACCCUAGGUGUGUUUCAGAACAAGGGUUCCAGUCCAGUCACAGAUUAUACUUCUAGCUGAGUGGAUUGUCUUCUACCUUGGUAAGGAAGGAAAUGUGUCUGCUUUCCCAGCUUGGUGUUUAUAUUUCGAUGGAAUGGCUUUGAUCAGAUAAAGGGAGGGAGGGAGCAAGCAGAACCCCACCCAUCAUUAAAGCACAUUUGCCAAAGUUAAGUUGGAAGAAGAAGAAGAAGAAGAAGAAGAAGAAGAAGAAGAAGAAGAAGAAUUCUUUUAUUUAUACCCCGUCCACCUGGCUGGGUUUCCCCAGCCACUCUGGGAGGCUUACAGCACAUAAUUUUUUUUGUAAAGCAUUAAAAAUUUCCCAAUACAGGGCUUCCUUCAGAUGUCUUCUAAAAGUCAGAUAGUUGUUUAUUUCCUUGACAUCUGAUGGGAGGGCGUUCCACAGGGCAGGCGCCACUACUGAGAAGGCCCUCCUGGUUCCCUGUAACCUCACUUCUCUCAGUGAGGGAACCGCCAGAAGGCCCUUGGAGCUGGAUCUCAGUGUCUGGGCUGAAUGGUGGGGGUGGAGACGCUCCUUCAGGUAUACUGGGCCGAGACCUUUUCACCCUGUGGUGGUAACAGCAAGAGAACACAGGAGCAUAGGGAGUCAACAGCAGGUGAGAUGAGAGGUUGGAACUGGGAGCAACUCAAUUCAGUCUGAAAGCAAGCCAGUGUGGUGUAGUGGUUAAGAGCGGUAGAUUCGUAAUCUGGGGAACCGGGUUCGCUUCCCUGCUCCUCCACAUGCAGCUGCUGGGUGACCUUGGGCUAGUCACACUUCUCUGAAGUGUCUCAGCCCCACUCACCUCACAGAGUGUUUGUUGUGGGGGAGGAAGGGAAAGGAGAUUGUUAGCCGCUUUGAGACUCCUUUGGGUAGUGAUAAAGCAGGAUAUCAAACCAAACUCUUCUUCUUCUUCUUCAUCCACACUUUGCAAAACAACAGGAGAACCAAAGCACAGGCAUGCUUUGUAACUGAUGGAAUUGUACAGUUGGAAGGGACUCCCAAGGUUCAUCUAGGCCAACCCCUUGCAAUGCAGAAAUCACAGAUAAAUUUAACCCUGAAAUGGACAUCACCCCAUUAUUUAAAACCUUCCAACAAAGGAGAGUCCAGCAGCUGUUUCCUGUUGAACAGCUCUUACCCUCAGAAAGUCCUUCCUAAUGUUUAGCCCUCUGUUGUCCUUUGAAUCCACUGGUUUGAGUCCUCCCGUCUGGAGCAGCAGAAAGCAAGCAUGCUCUCUGCCUUCCAUGUAACAGCCCUUCUUUCAGAUAUUUGAAGAUGGCUAUCCUAUCCCCUCUCAGUCUUCUCCAGGCAAAACAUAUCCAACUCCCUUAACCGUUCCUCGGCAGGUUCGGUUUCCAGACCCUUGGUCAUCUUGGUCGCCUUCCUCUGAACACCUUUCAGCUUGUCGAUACCCUUCUUAAAGUGAGGUGCCCAGAACUGGACACAGAACUCCAGGUGGGGUCUCAGGAGGGCAGAAUAGAGUAGUACUGUUACUUCCCUUCAUCUGGGCACUAGACUUCUGUUGAUGCACUUCUCUGAAUGCUGCACGGUCUCCUUUAUUGCACUUAGCCAAAGCCUUUGACAAUAUAUAGAAUGUCCAAUGCAAUACAGUAAUACCUCGGGUUAAGAACUUACCGUAUUUUUCAUUCUAUAAGACACACUUUUUCCUGCCUAAAAAGUAAGGGGAAAGGUGUGUGUGUUUUAUGGAGCGAAUGCAGGCUGCGCGGCUAUCCCAGAAGCCAGAACAGCGAGAUGGAUUGCUGUGCAGCGCUCCCUCUUGCUGUUCUAGCUUCUGGCUUAGCUGCGUGAAGCCUCUUCAGGGCAUGGGGAGCCUUCAUCCCGCUGCCCUGAGGAGGCUUGCCCCACCUCCUGGAAAAGCCCCCAAGAGCCGCGCUCCCUUUAAAGAGCCGCACGGAGCAUGUGUGCGGCUCGUGGGGGCUUUUCUCUGAGGAGGGAGAAGGGCAGCCCGGCAGUGACAGGCUCUGCUCAGCACUCCCUUUAAAGAAUAUUUUUUUCGUGUAUUCCCCCCUCUAAAAACUAGGUGCAUCUUAUGGUCAGGUGCAUCUUAUGGAGCAAAAAAUAUGGUAAUUCAUUCUGGAGGUCUGUUCUUAACCUGAAACUGUUCUUAACCUGAGGUACCACUUUAGCUAAUGGAGCCUCCUACCGCCGCCGCGCAAUUUCUGUUCUCAUCCUGAAGCAAAGUUCUUAACCCAAGGUACUAUUUCUAGGUUAGCGGAGUCUGUAACCUGAAGCGUCUGUGACCUGAAGCGUCUGUAACCCGAGGUACCACUGUACAUGAAUUAAUUUUUUAAAAAACUUGAAUUGAAAUCACAAAGCAACCGUUAGGAACCAUGUAUAUCAUUGUCCGGGGUAAUGUAUUUAUAAUCCAUUACAAUUUCUUUUAUGAUUAGAACCAAGUUUAUUGGCUGCCACUGCAAAUUUAGGUAGCAAUUGCAUGAAGUACAGCUAUUUAUCAGCUUGAAGUUCAAUUGUCCCUUCCCGAGGAAAUUGAUCUGGAUGCAGUUGAAGAAUGGGUGACAAUUUCCCCCCAUCUGGGCUCCCAAUAUAAAGGACAGAGCAGCAAACAAUGUGUAAGGUCUUCAGUCUAAUUGCACCCAAAUAUACAUUUCCAUCCUACAACUGAGAUUCCAAGGAAUCUCCCAUCCAGAUAGUCUUGAGGUGUGACUGGCCUACCUCGCAAGGCAGUUGUGAAAGGGAGGACUAAACAGUCUUACCUUACCUCAACCCUCUUAAGAUUGCUCCAUAUUAUUAUUCUGGUCGUGCAACUGAAACUCAGAAAUAAUAGUGUGGCAACUUUCUGAUGCAUGGUUUGGUUUCUUAGCCUCCUUGGAUUAAAAUCCAAAUAAAUAAACCUUUCCCCCCUUUUCCUUUUCCUUUUCUUGCUAAAGUGGCUAUUGUACAAACGUACAACAGCUUGGCUGUGAGAAAUCUUUAUGCAAUCAAACAGCCUGUUCAGGCCAAUGGCAUAUAGCCUUAAAAAUAGACAAUGAAAAGACCCGGUCGAAACACCAGGGCUUUGUGCCAAUAAGGCUGUUGGCAAUUUCCUAUAUGUGGGUUUGGGUUUUUUUUGCUUUUGUUGUCCCCCCCCCCCCCAUAUACGGAUAUAAUGAACUAGCAACAGCCCCCUGCUGUGAAAGUCAUUUGACGUGGGUCAGAAGUAAAUUCUUUGAAGACGGAAAUUGUUUUGAUCCUGGGAGAAGAAACGAACAGUUGCAAGUACGGCAGUGGAAAGAUUUUUUUAAAAAAACCGUCCAUUUUGAAGGUUACCACGUUAAGCCAGCUUCCCUAGAUUUCCUGUUUAGCACAGACGAUAACUGCUGGAAGUUUGGGUGCAACUCGGCUUGCAGAAAGGGGUUUGCAUGGGGCUUAAGGGUAAGGGGCCUGCAGAUUCCCAGACUACCCUUGCUCUUUCAACCUCUGUGCUGACUUCUUUCUAUCCUUUGAAAUUUAGACUAAGACCAGAGUCCUUUCCAACUCUACAAUUAUUUGAUUCUCUCCUGUUUGCAACUUCCUCCUCCUCCUCCUCCUCCCACUUUCUCACGAGGGUAUUCUGGUCCAAUCCCCCUGCAAUGCAGGAAUCUUUUGCCCAAGCUGGGGCUUGAACCUGUGGCCGUGAGAUUAAGUCUCAUCCUCUACUGACUGGGUCUUUUCAUCAUGGAGGGGACGACUGUUACCGGAGGGGUGGGGCUGGCCGCCUGCUCAGGCUGCUUGAUGGGCAACUUCAAAACUCCUCCUCCAUUUUUUCUGGCUCUUUAUCUUUAUCCUUCGUGCUGAAUUCUCCAUCCCCAGCCUUUGUGCUGGCAACGGACAGAAUCUCAUAUUCAGAGCAACCUAGGCAGCUGCCUUGAACUAUCCAACCAUUGCUUCAGCUGGCCCAGCAUUGUCUGCACUGACUGGCAGCAGCUCUCCGGGGUUUCAGACAGGGAGUCACCGGCGAUUGAACCAGGGACCAUCUGCAUGUAAGGCUGAUGCUCUGUCACCAAGCAGAGGUUCGCCCCUUGCAAUGGGCAACGAAGAUUCUUUCUCUGCAAUGAAAGGACUUUGCAGCCAACUCUCCAGGAGAGCAAACACUCUUCGGUGCCUUCUUAGCAGAGCUGUCCAGAUCUGCUACUCUGUGAAUGGAUUGUCUGCUCCACCCCAUCCCUGAAUAAUGAUUAUUUUAAGAACUUCCAUUUCCUGAUAUUUUUUUUAUUUUUUAAAAAAUAGAAUCAGUGUUUGUUUUCAUUUUGAAAUAUCCAUUGUUUUUGCUUCCAGCCAGCACACAGGGAUUCGUCAGAGUUGCUUGCCAUUGGGCCAAGUCCUUUUCCUGAUCCCUCUCCUAGUGCCCCCAAACCCUCCCGGAUUUGUUUCUCGGUUUUAACGCUUCGGAGCCUUGGGGGAAGCUAGGUGGGAAGCAAAGACCUCGGUGGACCGCCUUGCGCGACCUGACAUUCUGCACGUCUAAAACCAGGUUGGCUUCAGUCACGGAAACCAGGAAGACUUGCCAGCUGUGCCCAACACCUGUUGGAACUGGUAGGGUGGAAGGCCGGAAGGCUGAGAGUAGGUGGAGCCCAAUGGCGGAGGAAGGGGGUGCGGGGGUGCGGUCUGCCCUGGGUGUCAUCACUGAGGGGGUGACAAAAUGAGUUUUUUGUGUGUGUUUUUUAAUUGGGCUCACAAAACUUUUUAGGAGUGACAUGGUGGCUUCGGUGCCUGCAGGUUCAGUGCUUCCUGAAACAGCAGUGUAGGACUUGCAAAUGCCUACUGCCUCUCCCUCAGCCGCCCUACAGCUGAGGGGGAGGCAGAGGAGGGGCUCCAAGCAUUGGAGAGGCUCACCCCGCCCUCAUGGGCAGCUUGCCCCACCCCCGGCUGCAGGACACCCCCCCACACCAGGCACCCGAGCGGCUAGCUACGCCGCUGGCAGAGCCAACGGAUUCUGGUUGUGUCUCCAUCCUCCAUGCUGAAUUCUAGAAGGCAGCACUGAGGCUAAGGAGGAAGGAGCUGGCAGCUAGACCAUCCCUUGAGAGGUUGUGAGUAUGGAGGCAGGCAGGCGGGAACUGGCUGAGGUUGGUGGGGCAGUUCUCCCCAUUGCUCUAGUGGAUCAGCCUUUAUUGGCUAAUAGAGAGCCAGUGUGGUAUAGUGGUUAAGAGCACUAGACUCAUAAUCUGGUGAACCGGGUUCGCAUCUCCGCUCCUCCACAUGCAGCUGCUGGGUGACCUUGGGCUAGUCACACUUCUUUGAAGUCUCUCAGCCCCACUCACCUCACAGAGUAUUUGUUGUGGGGGAGGAAGGGAAAGGAGAAUGUUAGCCACUUUGAGACUCCUUCAGGUAGUGAUAAAGUGGGAUAUCAAAUCCAAACUCUUCUUCUUCUUCUACAUCCUGGUGGUAUUGUAUCCCUGGCAAAAUGGGGCAGCCCAAAGGCUUGCUAGUGGGGGCUGCACAGCUCCCAAGUACCCCUGAAAAAAGGGACAGCCCAUUUUUUCCAAGCCAGAUAGCGGCAACCGUUUGGGGCAUCACAGCCUUGCUCUCUCGCAUGCUGUGCUCUUGCCUCAAAAAAGAAAAAAAGAGAGAGCUUUUUUGGGGGGUCGUGAUAUUUCACAGCACCCAAAAAUGUGCUUUUUUGGGGGUCACUGUACAAGAUUUUCCUAGGGAAAGUUCCUUUUCAGGUUGAAAAAGUGCAGCACGGGUCACAUAACUGGCCUGGGGGUGCAUCCUGGAAGUCACACGUUCCUGUUUUGGAUCUGGAAAAGUUGGAUGGUAUGAGAUUGACUGAGGGCAGAAGGGGCAGCCCACGCUUGCCCAGCAGUGUGUGCACACAUGCGUGCAGACAGCAGUGAGCUUCGUGUAUGCAGUGCAACUUGCGUACUUUGCAGCCCUGCAUGGUUGCUUGGUGUUGUCGCUGCCGUCAGUGAGCCUUUUGUAUAUGUUGCAGCUGGUGUGCAGUGUAGAGGGAAGUGAGGGGCAGACAGCCCAUUUCGGAGAAGGAAAACUCUGAUCCUAAACCUCCGCUGUCCUGCAGGGUGUCUUCAGGAGAAGAAAAAGAUAAGGUGUGACCCCUACACAAAUCUGGAGUGGAAUCCCUAAGGCGGUUGGAUGGUGCCUUGCACGCCUCCUUCCAGCAACUCCUGCAGCCAAGCUGGUACCAAACAUCUUGCUCUGCUCUGCUCUCCUUUGCAAGACCAAGAGCUGGGGUCUUGUCAUCUGUGCAGCCCAGGACCUCCAUACACACUGCCGUGGCUUGCUCCACGGAGAGGUCACUUUGAAGCCACUAACUUAGCCGUUUGACUUCAUCCCCAGAGGCGCACUACAUUGUCUCUUGUGAAAGGCGUAUGCCAACAACAAAAAACAUAGGUUUAGGAGCAUCAGGUCCCACAGGCUGAUGCAAGUGUCUAGACUUAAUACAACCCAAGGCUAUUUUUCAUCUUCUUCUUUGAAAUACAAAAUUGUAAUUGUUUUAAUUCAGACCAUGGGACAACUUUGUAAUUAUAGACCAUGGUUUCCCCUCUCUGUAUGUUUUAUUUCUGACUUAGUAAAUAUCCUAUAUUCUUUACUGGCGAUUGUGACAACUUACCCUUUUUUUAAAAAAAAGGUGUUAUUUCAUUUCUCUCCCCCCCCCCCAACUUGUUUGUUGUUGUUAAAAUUCAAUACAAAAUAUUGGGGAGCGGGAAGAAAGGUGAAUACUAUAUCAAAGCUAAUAAUAAUAAUGUCUCAGCCAGCCGCUGUGAUCUGCCCAGUUGUGAUUGGGAAGAAAGAGAUGGUUUUAGUUUGCAGAGGGAAAAGGAGGCAGGGGGUGGAGACCCCUUUGUACCCUCCCUCUUGCUCCCUCUGGCCUGUAUCUCACAGGGCCAAGUAUCUGCCUGCAUUUGCAUGGGCAGGUCAAUGAAAAAAUGCUGGGAACACGGCAUGGCAGAACUGGCAAAGGGAACAAUGUGGCGCAAGUCGAAAUUCUGGGGAAGACGGGGCAUAGCAACAUCUAUAGUGGUGUGCCUGUAUGGACUUGCAAAGACAGCAGCUCUCUGUUGUUUUGCAAGUGUGAGAUGCAUAUGCACAGCUGGGCAGAUUUUAAUGUGGCUGUAAGCAGAUCCAAGAAGGGUAGUUAUGCCUCCCCAUGUGCCAUCAGCAGUUGAUCCAGGAAAGGUCCUCCUCCUCCUCCUCCUCCUCUUCUUCUUCUUCUUCUUCUUCUUCUUCUUCUUCUUCUUCUUCUCCCCCCCUCCUCUUCCUCUUCAUUAAUUGUGUGUAGCACUCUACAUCUGAAGAUCACAAACACAUUUCCUUCAUUCUGUGUAGGUAUUUUAUUUUCAGUAUAACCAGGACUCCGUUUUUGCAUCUAUGCACACAGAGAGAGAGAGAAAGAUAGAGAGAGAGAAUGCAAAGGCUCCUGUUUCCAAGAAGGAGGGGGGGUUGUUCUGAUCUCUCCACCGCUUUUGAUUGUUCUCUGAGAUGAGGAGGGGAGGAAAAAGGGAAAACCAGGACAUUCCUGGAUCAAAUCAGAAAUUGGGGUAGCUUCUGUAAUUCCAGGACUGUCCCUGGAAAACUGGGACACUAAUAAAUUGGAAUGAUGUGUGGAUAGGCUGGUAGAAAUCCCCCAAUGUUGCAUCAGUCACAUAUUGCAGGAUACACCUGUAAAAAGUAAAAGAAUACAGGCCAGAUAUUUGUUCCCUCCACUGCUGACCUGUUGAGGGGGUUGUCUCUUUGGCCUCCUCUCUUCCAGUUUCCGGGAAGCAGACCGGAAGUCACCAAAGGCUUUGCCAUCAGGAAUGGAGAACGACCGAGUCUUCAACGACUUGUGGGAGAAGACUGACGCAGCCUCUGUCGCGAGCAAGCCCUCUUCGGACAAGGACCCGGUAGGUGCUAAAAAGGAGGGCAAGGAGGGUGGAACUGGGCCUCAUCUGUUCUCACACAGGGGCAAAGUAGAAGCAUAGCCUUUGAGAUAUGAGGUUCAUUGGCAGCUAACACCCUUGUCGGGUCCCCUAGCCCUGCCAUUAGGCAGAGUGAGGUGAUUGCCUCAGGCGGCAUAUGCUGGGAGGUGGUGGUGUCCCUCGGUUCUUCCUCCUGAGUUUUCUGACCAUAUUCUUCUGUUGGGAAAGAGAGCUUGCCCUCCACCUGUAUAACCACCCUGCUGAUCUCCCUCAGUGGCAGUGCAGUGCUUCAUUGCCAGUACUGAAGCAGGAUUUGCUACUUGCUGGAUAGGGGUGUGCACGCGCCAUUUUGCCUCAGGCAGCAAAAUAAAUUGGGCCAUUAAUAGCAACAAAAAUAAUGGUCUGGUUUUGUUGUUUUUUAAGUCAAAGAAUGAAAUAUCUUAAGGAUUCCAUGACAACCCACCAAGGGUUCUUUUUCCUUGCCUUCUGAUUACAGAUUUUUGGCCACUUUUUGCCAUCACAUGACCAAAGUAGGCUCCAACAGCAUGAGGGCUAGGAACUUGACCUCUAAAACUUGACCUCUCAGAAAUUCCAAGAAGAGCCUAUCGUGCUUAAAAGCUCCUUAAAAGCUUUGAUUGUUUAAAGUGAUACAAUACUGCAUUAAAUUUAUACUGCAGACGGGAGUUAAGUUUCUCAGUUUUUCCAAUCUUAAAUUCAGUCCUCCACAUUUCUUCAGCAAUUUGCAUUUAAAAAACAAGACACCUCAUCCCAAUCAAUCUGCAUUGCAGUGCAUUUUUCUGCUAGUAAACACAUUUUGUAGGCAGCUUUGACUAAUUUGCAAGCAAUUUUCUCCAACAUAAUGUGUGUGUAUGUGUGAUGUUCUCAUUAAUGUGUGCAGGUUUAUGCAGAUUUCUCCCUAACAAAUGCAUUUUUGAACACCAUGUUUGGUUGGAGAACUGUGUUGCAAAAUUCGGCGAAGUGCAGCUUUCGAAGGACAACUGUGUUUCAGUUUGCGGAUUGCAAAUUAGUUAAUUUCCCAUUAAAAUACAAACCAAAUCAAAUUUCCCCUUGUCGCUGCUUACGGCAGCAUCUGGAGGCCCAGAGGUUCCCAGUCCCUGAAGCAGGCAAACCUUUUAUCUGAUCCAGCAGGACUCUCCUAAUAAACGCUUGCCGUGAUCUGAGCAAUGCUACCACAUUCCAGUUGUCACACCCGCCAGUACAAAGCUUCUUAUUUCGUGUCAGGAGGAAUUUGAGCAGGCGGAGGUGGAAGGGGGGAGAAGCAGGACUUUGUUUGACCCUGCCUGUCCCCUCAAGGUGGCCUCAUGUUCUUCCUAUAGGCUUGAGAAUGAGUUUCCCAGGCCCUUCCCUGUAGUGAGUUCCUGCUUAGGAACAGAGCUCUUAAAGAAGCAGGACGCCAUUUCCAAGGGAGGCUUCUUGCAGAUAUCUCCUGGCUGGGCGAUGCAUUGUAACUGUAAGGUUGUCGUCAUGCCGAAGUUCAUGUGGCUGCCAGUAGGGGGCCAUGGCAACUCCAGAUGUAGUGAUAGACAAGCAGGCCGGCGAGCAAGCUAGCAGGUGGCCAGUGGUCCAGGUGGGUAGUUAGGUGCUAGGAGGUGCUUCAGUUUGCAAAGUGCUCUCUGAAGCACUUCCCAACCCUGCUUGCUGGUUUGAUGGGCUAUGAGGUGAGGAGAGAUUUGGGUAGGUGAGGGAGUGGAUAAGAUGCAGAGAGAGGAGAGGUUGGUGAUGUGUAACCUGCCCAUCUGACUGGGUUGACCCAGCCACUCUGGGCGGCUUCCAGCAGAUAGGUAAAGGUAAAGGGACCCCUGACCAUUAGGUCCAGUUGUGGGCGACUCUGGGGUUGCGGCGCUCAUCUCACUUUAUUGGCCGAGGGAGCUGGCGUACAGCUUCCGGGUCAUGUGGCCAGCAUGACUAAGCCGCUUCUGGCGAACCAGAGCAGUGCACAGAAACGCCGUUUACCUUCCCACCGGAGCGGUACUUAUUUAUCUACUUGCACUUUGACGUGCUUUCAAACUGCUAGGUUGGCAGGAGCAGGGACCGAGCAAUGAGAGCUCACCCCGUCGUGGGGAUUCGAACCGCCGACCUUCUGAUCGGCAAGUCCUAGGCUCUGUGGUUUAACCCACAGCGCCACCCGUGUCCCUUCCAGCAGAUAUAAAAGCAUAAUAAAACAUCAAACAUUUAAAACUUCCCUAUAUGGGGCUGCCUUCAGAUGUCUUCUAAAAUUCAGGUAGUUUAUUUCCUUGACACCUGAUGGGAGGGUGUUCCACGGGGAGGGCAUCGCUACCGAGAAAGCCCUCUGCCUUGUUCCCCUUUUUGCAGUGAGGGAACCGCUGGAAGGCCCUCAGUAUCUGGGCUGAACGAUGGAAUAAUAAUAAUAGUUUUAGAAAUGUGGAGGACUGAGGACUGGGGCAACGAGAAGCUGAGAGAAGUCACAUUUGAUAGAUUCUUCCCUCCCUAAUGAGAGAUAGAUAGAUAAUUUAUUACUGUCAGAGACCAGCUUAUAAAACACCCUUGGGUGUACAAUCCCAGAAGGAAAACAAACAUUUAAAACAAUGUACAACAAUAAAUUUAAAAUUUAUAAAUGUGAUAAGCGUAUAGACACUUAAAACUUUAAGAUAAGCUACCACAGAGAGUCCUUAGUGAAUUUCUUGGCAUUUCCAGGUAGGGCUGGGAGGGACACCCUGUCUAAAAUCCUAGAGAGAUGCUGCCAGUCAGUGUAGACACCAUUGGGCUAGAUGGUCUAAGGCAGUUUCCUAGGUUCCUUUUGCAAAAGAACCUCAGCUGCUUCCCAAGCCAAGGCUGGCUGGUGUUUCCUCCUUCCUGACAACUGCGUGUUGUGCAAACAGUGUUUGAUGGAUGGCGUGGAAAAGCUUUGUGUGGUCUCCUCCCACCCCCCUGCCUCAGCUCUGCCCUUGUUUCCUUUUGUGGGCUGUUUCUGGGCUUUCCCUGCCAACUUAGUGUCCUUAUUGUAUGCAGGAUCAUGAUGGAUUAGCUUCUAUUGUUACCACGUAAGCACAAAGAGCAGCAGCGGCAGCGGCAGCAGUAUCCCCUGCGGCCAGAGCUGGAACAGCAUUCUGGCAGCAGGUUUGGAAUUCAAGUUAAGCUUCCCGACUUCAAAAUCCUCAGGACGGAACCGCUUCUCCCAACAGCGUCAAUUUUCCCAGGACAGUGGCAGGGGGAAGCUUCAAAACCUUAACUGCAUUCCGCUUUCCUGAUCCUGUUUCCUAACUGCAGAUAUUUUCAGGGCACUCCAUAACUAUUUUUAAAGUUUAUUUUUUUAAAAAAGGAAAAGUUGGGAGAUGCAACCUGGGCUGUCCUGCUUCAUGGCAUCUCAGCAUUUGAAGAAAUAUGUUGAUUUGUAUGCCAUAAUAAAUCUGCGAAUUAUUUGCAGCGUGGCAAGGCUCUUUGGUGCAGCAGACCUAGGUGGUUAAAAAAAUAUUUUGACUUGGGGAAUGUUUAGCUCUGUCAUCUACAGCGUCUUCUUUUGAAUUCUUCCUUUUAACGUUGUCUUUCUACAUGCCACGUCCCAGUGGCAGGCAGGGCCAUGGGCAAAAGUGAGCAGGGCAAAGGAUGUACUGGGCGCACCCUCGUAGAGUAGGCUAAUUUCUACACACGCUCUCAAACACCCAUAUCUCUCCUCCAUCCAGGAAAACCAAAGGCAUUGUCAGAAUUGAAGGACACAAGGCAGCCUGGCCAGAAACACCCGAGGAAGGUGUGAAGCCAGACUGGGGGGGUGGCCUGGAGAGAAGGGGAGUGGCUUGGGAAGAGUUCCAAGGGCAUUUUAGAGAGGCCUGAAGGGUCAAAUGAAAGCCCGACUCCCAUACCCAGUGUUAUGUACUGAGGUUCUCACCCUGGGCCAGCAGGGGGAUACUGUAGGUAGUUAUGCAAAUAAGGGAUCGAAAGUGACGUUCAGUGAUUGGAUAGUUUUAGAAAACUGUUACAGUUACAUUGUACUGGAGCUCUAUAUAAGCAGGCUGACUGAACCCUUCAGUCCAGUUCUUUCCUGGCCUGUGAAUAAACAAGAGCUGUUUGAAGAAUUGCUGUGUCGUCUGAUAUGUUCACCCACAACUUAACACCCAGCAUUUGUAGUAUGAAAAGCUAUGGGAUUUUCACAGAAUGUUUUCAGGACUUGCACAGAUUGGAAGUGAAGCGGUAUAUCUGCCCCCAAACCUUUGCAGGCAGAAACGUUACAAUAUCAGGUAUAACUCCCUCAAUACAAUAGUGAGUGCAAAUCAUCGUAAAUGCACAAUAAAGUUGGUUCCAGAGAGAGAGAGAGAGGUUGUGCUGUAUGGGAAAGUAUAGAGCCGUAUGGAAAGCCCUUUAGUGUUCUAGGCAAUGUCAGCUGAGCAAGACUAAAUCUCUCAUGCCUUGUCUUUCACUGGUUGGGAUUUCUUGCUGCUAAGCUCUAUAAAACUCUCUGUUGCAGGCUUAGUUUCUCUCCACGUUGAGGGCUGCUAAAAUCCUUCCCUCCCCUUAAGCCGCUGUUAAGCUUCCCCUCUGCCUGGAUACGCAGGCUGUUUCUUUUCCAUCCUCCUUUAACCAUGUUGUUCCACAGAACUCCUCUGGCUCCCAGAUCCAGGGUCUCCAUUCUCCACUCCUAGGGUUGGCCAACCACAAAUGUUCAACUUGGUGGGGAAGAAAAUAAGCCUCCCUCCAGGAUUUUUAAAAAACUCUAAUAUUCUUUGCUUAAAUGAAGCAGAGAUUACAAAAGCUUUUGGCUUCCUUACCCUGAGGAUAGUUCCUUCCAGGUUGCCUCGCUGAGGACUAGAAGGCUUGCUGCUGCAACAAAAUGAAACAAACAACCUGCAUGGCUUCUAAUCCCAAAUUUCAGAAUUUGAGAGUGAUCCUAGGCCUGUGUAUGUUGUAGACCAGGGGUGGGGAAACCCUGAGGGCCAAAUGUGGCCCUCCAAAUCUCUCUGUCUAUCCCCUCCCAGGACAAACAUACCCCUAAAUCUCCCUGAGUGCUUUAGUCAGGCUGGGAAGCGCCCUUGAACUCUGAAAACGCCUCUUGCUGCUGUAUGUAAGGUAAAAUUUACAUUUGUUGCUCUGCCCACUUUUGCCUCUGACCCCGCCCACUAUUUGCAUGUGGCCCCAGAAGUCUGCCCAGAAGGGGCCACAGCCCUUUGGUUGAGAAAGCUUCCCUUACCCCUGAAGUCUUUUUAAAAGGAAAAAAGGAAAAAAGUUGCAUUUAAUUUGCUCAAUUUGUUAUGGAUUUGUUAAAAUUUUGGAAAAUCAAUUAAAAAAUGUUUUUAAGGUAGUAACCUACCUUGCAGGACUGUUGUAAAGAUGAAACACGGAAAAGGUUUGUACAUGUUUAAACUGCUAGUUUUUCCUUGCGCCUCUGAUGGUUUCAGUCACAGUUUUUUGUUUAUAUUUUGCAAGUCAGCAUCUCUUGUUCUCUUGUUUCUCAUGACUGUACUCUCUCCAAUUGCCUGUUUGUAUCUCAUUGCAAAUAUCCAUGUAACCAGCUAUAUUAUUUCUUCCUGUGAAUGUAAUAUUCCAUUGCCAGCCUUGGUCUGGUUUGGUUUUCAUGUGUUUGUCUCAUGAAGUUCUAUUUUGUUAUUGGGGUUAUAGGGAUAAUAUUCAAUAAAAAUACUUUCCAGAGAGAGAAAGAGAGCUUCCCUACUCCUGUUGUAGACGUUGAGAGCCAACCACCACUAUGAGCUGGGCCAGGAAAGAAGAAACUGGCAUAUUGGGAAUUGGGAUUCCACAGAGGAAGCUGCAAUCUUAAGGACUAGAAACCUGAAGCGACGAAAGCAGUAUUCUCAGGAAGCCAGACUCUGGCACUUGAGUUCUAAGCUUGAGAAACAGAGUUGGAGGACAGACAAAAUCCUGCACAUGAGCCUCUUUCCAAUGGGGUGGAUGUUUGUGGCCUAAUACUGUGUUCUUGUUCUUUUGCUCUCUGCCCCAUGCCCACCCAGUUCCCGCCCUCCGGCCGGCAGUCACCAACAAAGAAUGUGGUGAAUGGAAGCCCCUCCAAGUGCCCACGCUUUGCUAAAGUGCGGAACUGGGAGACCGGAUCGGUGCUCAACGACACUUUGCAUCUGAAGAGUACCAUGGUAAGUGAGGCUGGCAUUUUGCAAUAUGUUUGGGGAGGGGUUUCUGCUAAUGAUUCCUUCUAUGUUGUUCAAAUAAGUGCCUGCACUUUGGAACUCCCUGCCCAUUGAAAUCAGGCCAGGCGCCUUUGCUGUUUUCAGCACCUUCUUUAAGGGGGGGGAGGGUUAGGCAAGUCUGUGUUUUACUGUGUAAUUUUAUUUUCUAAUGUACAAUGGUACCUCUGGUUACGAACUUAAUUCAUUCCGGAUGUCCGUUCUUAACCUGAAACCGUUCUUAACCUGAGGUACCACUUUAGCUAAUGGGGCCUCCCGCUGCCGCCGCAUCGCCGGCGCACAAUUUCUUUUCUCAUCCUGAGGUAAAGUUCUUAACCUGAGGUACUAUUUCUGGGUUAGCGGAGUCUGUAACCCGAAGUGUUUGUAACCCGAGGUGUUUGUAACCCGAGGUACCACUGUAUAUAUAUUUCAAACGGCUGUUUCUGUUUAUAUUUUGAUUUUUUUUAAAGUUAACUUUUUUAAAAAAGAAAAAAUAUUUGAUUUAAGUAGCAGGAAAUGCACUUCUUUUUCUGCUCCACCCCCAACUUUUUGUUGAAUUUUUGUGACAUACGAAAAUGUGUACACACUGAAAAAACAGGUGACAAAAAAAAAACCUAAUACAGUGUUGCAUAAACAAAUAACUACAGGAAACCAGUAUUUCAGAAAAAACCAGUCUGAGUGUGAGGUGUGGGUGGCUGAGAUAGCCAAAGAUCUUCAAAGAUAUGAAGGGCUGUCACAUGAAAGAUGCCUCAGGCUUGUUUUCUGCUGCUCCAAAGGGGAGGAACCGAACCAACAGAUACGUAUGACAAGAAAGUAGGGUUGCCAUAUUCCAAAAAGUAAAAAUCCGGACAAAGGUGUUGAGAUUUUUUUAUGGGUCAAAGUUGUUCAGUUUUAUAGGGGGAACAUCUCCCCCCCAAAAGAAACGUUUUGGGAAUUUUAACGGAUUUCUAAAGCUUCUAAAAAAAAAAAUCACCCAACUUGCCAUGCAUCCGGGUUUCCCCAGACAUGUUGCCAAUUCAGUGACAAUCCGCCCAGACGCCAUGGGCCGAGACCACAUAACACCGGUCUUGAAAGACCUACAUUGGCUCCCAGGACAUUUCCGAGCACAAUUCAAAGUGUUGGUGCUGACCUUUAAAGCCCUGAACGGCCUCGGUCCAGUAUACCUGAAGGAGCAUCUCCACCCCCAUCGUUCUGCCCGGACACUGAGGUCCAGCUCCAAGGGCCUUCUGGUGGUUCCCUCACUGCGAGAAGUGAAGCUAGAGGGAACCAGGCAGAGGGCCUUCUCGGUAGUGGCACCCGUCCUGUGGAACGCCCUCCCACCAGAUGUCAAAGGAAAAAACAACUACCAGACUUUUAGGAGACAUCUGAAGGCAGCCCUGUUUAGGGAAGCUUUUAAUAUCUGAAGGCCUAUUGUAUUUUAAUAUUCUGUAGGAAGCCGCUCAGAGUGGCUGGGGAAACCCAGCCAGAUGGGUGGGGUAUAAAUAAUAAAAUUAUUAUUAUUAUUAUUAUUAUUAUUAUUAUUAUUAUUAUUAUUAUUAUUAUUUCGCUGGCCAAUUCUUGGAUGUGUCCAGGAAAACCAGGACUUAUGGCAGCCCUACAUGAAAGGAGAUUCUGACUAAACAUUAAGAAGGACUUUCUGAGGGUAAAAAUCAUUCAACAGUGGAAUGGAUUCCCUUAGGUGGUGGACUGUCAAGGAGCUGUUGUGACCAUGCAUUCUUCUGCUUCACCCCUUUUCCAGGUGACCCCCUGCAGUGAGCAGGUCUGCAUGGGUUCCAUUAUGAUGCCUUCCCAGCACGUCCGAAGACCUGAAGAAGUCCGGACAAAGGAAGAGCUGCUCCCACUGGCAAAAGAGUUCAUUGAUCAGUAUUAUUCCUCCAUCAAGAGGCAAGUCUUGCACAGGAAAGGUCUGGGACCCUCCUGCUUGACAGGGUGAAGAGGGUUCUCUUCCAGAAACCAUUCAGAUUUCUGAAAAUAGACCCAUUUCUUUAUUCCUAUACCGGGAAAGUGUGAGAUGCAGAUGCUCAUUCUUGUAACAGGGAAGCUUUGCAUGGCUGUCCUCUUUCAGUUCAUGGCAAGUCAAGGCAUAUUAUACAUUAUAGGCUGCCUUAUACAGAGUCAGAUCAUUGUACCAUCUAGCUCUAAAUCUUGCUCUCUGAAUGAUAAUACAGUCGUACCUUGGAAGCCAAACACCUUACGAGUCAAACGUUUUGGCUCCCAAAUGACGCAAACGCCGAAGUGAGUGUUCCGGUUUGUGAACGUUCUUUGGAAGAUGAACGUCCGACGUGGCUUACGCAGCUUCCAAUUGCGUGCAGGAAGCUCCUGCAGCCAAUCGGAGGCCGUGUCUUGGUUGUCAAAUGUUUUCGGAAGUUGAACGGACUUCUGGAACGGAUUCCGUUCGACAACCAAGGUACGACUGUAAUUGGGAUUUCUCAUGUCAAAUCUUCAGUUGAUGGACGAGCCAGGACAUCGUCUACGUACAAUAUUACGCAAUCCUUUGACUCGGGACUUGAUUUAUGCCACAUCUAACUCACGUCUACAUGGCAAAUGCUAGAGGAGGAGUGAAAUCUGUGGGUGUCCCUUGAAACUGAAUGCAAAUUUGGACCAGCAUCUUUGAUCCACUGGGAUGAUGAAAAGGGUGUUUGCCAAAUUAAUAAUGACAGUGGUAGGGCUGGGCGACGUAUCGAUGCAUCGUCCAAAACUGAAGUCCAUAUCGUGAUAUCGGUUUCAUAAUUUUGACCUGGCGAUAUAUUGCGAAUCAUGAUGUGUGUGUGUUUGUGUUAUGCAAAAAUCACAAUGUGGUAGAAACCUUGAAGCCAGCCAAUGCCUCAACAUAGCUCCAUCCUUAUUUCAGACAUCAUGAUAUAUCACAGUGUUUAGCUGGUGAUAUAUUGUGAUGCUGAAAACCAGAUAUCUUCCAUCCUCAGUCUUGGAGGCAACACUGUGUUCGCCAGAUGUUACUAAACUCCAACAGCCACCACCCCUGCCCAUUGGCCAUGCUGGCUGGUGCUGGGAUCCACAAAUGUUGGAUUCUAACCUCUGGAGACCACCACCUUGUCUCCCCUGGGUCUACGCUGGCUGCCAGCCACUCUACAGGAUUUCAGGUGGAGGCAUUCCCAGGGAAUCCUAUCUCUCCCACGAUGGCAGCCAAGAAGCAGAUAAACAAGAAGAGUUCUUACCAAGUAAUUUUAUUCAUUAUUCACAGAGAGAGAGAAAGGAAUGUAGUAUCCCAAAGAUAAUGACGUUGCUCCGAGUAAAGUCCCAACCCCUCUUUCUCUCCUAUUCUACAUCACCCCUGUGUCAGCUAAGCUGAGCUUUCUGUUCUACUACUCUCAAUGCACGCCUGGUCCUGGGAGGGCGGCCAGGAUGCUUUCCAAAGACCCUGAGUCUAUCAGUUGUCUCUCCCCUGGUGCUUCUUAUUCCUGCUGUUCAUCUCCCAAUAUUUCCCAGCUUCUCCCCUCUGCAGCCUCUGAACUAUGACCUUCUGCAAACCACUGUUGCAAUUCUAUACUGUCCUCCUCUUCUCAGGAAGGUUCAGGAAAGGGGGGGCAGUCCCCACCAGUCCUCCUCAGUCCAGCCCCUGACACCAGCCCUACUUGGAGUUGUCAGGGAUUGAACCUGUGGUCUUCUACGUGCAAUGUAGAUGCUCGACCAAGGAGCUGCUGCCUCCCCCCCCACACACAUUGAAAAUGGGAUUGCACACUUGCAAAACGUGACCCAGAUUUGCCCAUCACAGUGGUGUUGUUGUUGACCAAUGACUGCUUCUGUACAAUCCUACUCUGGCAGGUUCGGCUCCAAGGCCCACCUGGAGAGGCUGGAGGAAGUCACCAAGGAGAUAGAAGCUACAGACACCUACCAGCUGCGAGACACAGAGCUGAUCUACGGGGCCAAGCAUGCCUGGCGCAAUGCCUCCCGCUGUGUGGGCCGGAUCCAGUGGUCCAAGCUGCAGGUGAGGUUGCAUAUGGUGUGUCAGUUUGCAGUCCUUAGUGCAGAAAGUAUUGAUCUGAUACAUAGAGAUCUUUCCUAGUCUACUUAAUUCAAGAGGGUUCUGGGAGCUUCUGCAUGUGAAAGAAGGUUCAUGAUGUUUGGGUUAUGCCUUCAGAGAAGCUGAGUACAGCUGGCUUAAACUGGUUCUCUUAUCUCUUUCUGUCAAGGUCAUGCUGAAUAUAAUUAUAGGCCAGAAGGAGCUUAGGUUUCACUCAUUUUCUCUUUCUAUCUCUUUUCCGUCUGGUGUGGUGUUCUGUAUGCUUAGUGUUAUGUUUUAGACUUAUUAUAAGUAUAAGUUUAAGUCUGCUGCAACUGGAUUUCUUAUGGACAGUGCCAAUCCUGAAUGUAUUGGAUUUGUGACCAUUAUGCUCAUUUGCCUUCAGUAGCAGUAAAGCUCUGCUGGAUGAAAUAUUAAUUGCCUCUGGUCUAUUUUGGGGGAAUCCUGCAACGUGUUUUAAGUUUUUCUCUGCUAACUAUACAUUGGAAUCUACUCUGGAUCAAUACUGAGUAGACUUUAAAUGACAUGGUCAUCAUUGUUCAUUCAUUUAAUGAUGAAUUAAAUAAUGGCUGGUAGCCAUCCUGCCUCCACGGUCGAAGGUGGUAUGGACUAGGGUCUGGGAGACCAGGGUUCAAAUCCCCACUGAGCCAUGAAGAGCUCCCUGGGCAACUUUGAGCUAGCCACUGUCUCUCAGCCUAUCGACCUACCUCACAGCGUAGUUGUGAGGAUGAAAUGUGGAGGAGAAGAAUCAUACCAGCAGCAGCAGGUCCUCAGAGGGAAGGAUGGAAUAGAAAUGUAGCAGUGAUACUUUCCCCCCCCCAAAAUCAGGAUUUCUGUACCCCGCUCGUCUUUGUUCCUGUCUGCUGAACUCCGUUCCCUUUGAAUCCUUUCAGGUCUUUGACGCCCGGGACUGCACCACGGCCCAUGGGAUGUUCAACUACAUUUGCAACCACAUAAAGUAUGCCACUAACAAAGGGAACCUCAGGUGUGUGGUGUUUGUAAGCCUCUCAGUAGGAAAAGCUUCCCUUCAUCUCUGCUGAGGGUUGCGGCAUUCCCUCGGGGAUGGGAGGCUGGGGGUGACCUCAGAGCCAGUGACGGGCUGGGCUGGAGGCAAAAGGGAAUUUAUCUUUCUCAGUUAAAUCCAAAACUAUCCAGGUAAGCCAGGGAUAGGAAAGCUUUAUUGUCUGUUGAGGGCCACAUUCCCUCUGGGAUAAUCUGAUGGGGGCCGAGAGCCAGCAGUGUGAAGAUUUGGCCUUGUUGUCUGUCUGGAUAAAUAUCAGUGUGGAAUUUCAGGGGUCCAGGCAGGCAGGCCCCUUUUCAGUGUACUCCAUUGUCCUCUCCCCCUCCCCACAGGACAUUGACUGUUUGCAGAGGGGUUUUCGCCCCACCUCCUCCAUCAAGUGUCCCACCCCCUCCUUUCUGUCCCUGCUCAACCUCUCACUGUUCUGUUCUCCUCACGCUUUCCUCCUUUCCUUCCAGGCUCCCCAAGACCACCGCAUGAAAUUAGGCAAAAGGUUGCAAACAGCCACACAGGCCCCGAGUUGUACCAGGCAUCCAAAGCGCUGCGACGCCACUUUAGGCAGACACGGCUUCCCACAGGCAGCACUGGGAACUGUAGUUUGUUAAGCGGGCUGCGAGUUGUUAGGAGACCCCUCUUCCCUCCCCUCAGAGAGUGGUGUAACAAGGAAUAUUUCUUCACAGGGAACACUGGGAACUGUAACUCUGUGGAGGGAAUAGGGGGUCUCUUAACAACUCUCAGUACAGUGGUACCUUGGUUCUCAAAUGCCUUGGUUCUCAAACAACUUGGAACCCAAACACUGCAAACCCGGAAGUAAGUGUUCUGGUUUGCAAACAUUUUUCGGAAGCCAAACAUGCUCCGUUUUGAGUGUUACACUUCCAUUUUGAGUGCCACACUUCCAAUUUGAGUGUUACGCUGAGGUCUGUCUGUUUUUGCUAUUUAUUUUGCGUUUUUGUUUUUGCAGCUUUUUUUGUUGUUUUUGUGACUGUGUGCAACCCAGUUCAGCUACUGAUUGAUUGAUUGAUUGUGUGACUGCAGUACGUUGUUUAUUGCUUUCAUUUUAUGGAUCAAUGGUCUCAUUAGAUAGCAAAAUUCAUGUUAGAUUGCUGUCUUAGGGGUUGUUUUUAAAAGUCUGGAACGGAUUAAUCCAUUUUGCGUUACUUUCUAUGGGAAAGCGCGCCUUGGUUUUGGAACGUUUUGGUUUUGGAACGGACUUCCAGAACAGAUUAAGUUUGAGAACCAAAGUACCACUGUCCCCUAAAAAAACAAAAAAACUACCUUUCCCAGAAGUCUCUGUGGGAAGCCAUGACUGCUUGAAGUGGUAUCACAGUGCCUCCCAGCCUUCUACCCUACCAGUUCCAAUGGGCACCAGCCGCCACUGCUCCUUCACCAGUCUGAGCCUGGCAACCCAGCUGUUGACUUUUGACCUGUCUCCCCAACACCUUGAACUCUACUCUUGGGGACCACUAACACCCAGCCCCCUUUUCCCUUUUUGAUGCCUUUUGUAGGUCAGCCAUCACCAUAUUCCCCCAGAGGACGGAUGGGAGACACGACUUCCGAGUCUGGAACUCCCAACUCAUCCGCUACGCUGGCUACAAACAGCUGGAUGGCACCUUCCUGGGAGACCCGGCCAAUGUGGAGCUGACUGAGGUUGGUGCACAAGGAAGAGGGAUUUACACUCCUCCAGUCUCCUAGCCAUUGUAGAACUGUAAUCGUCUUAUUUAUUGCCAUUAUCAUAGCCAGAUUUUAUUAGUCAACCAAAUAUGGGUUAUAGCCGAAAACAAACUAAAAACAAACAAACAAACAAACAUUAUCAUAACGGGUCUGGUAUGAAUGUGGCCUUAGUUGGAUACAACCCAGUAUUGUUCCUAAAUUACAUUUCAAUCCUGCCCUUCCUCUUGAAGGAGUCUAAGACAGCAAACAUCAGCAUAUUAGAACAAUGCAAUUUAAAAUAAGUUAAGAGCUUAUUUAUCAACUAUUAAACACCACCUGAAACAUGUUGAGAGUUCUUAGGAGGCCCCUAUUCCACUCACAAAGCUACGGUUCCCAGAGCUGCUUAACAAGCAAUCCCUCUUCCCAGGGAACUCUGGGAAUUGUAGCUCUAUGAGGGGAGGAAGGGGCCUCCUAAAAACUCUCAGCAUCCUUAGAAAACUUCAGCUCCCAGAAUCCUUUGAGGGAAGCCAUCAUUGUUCACAGGCAGCUCUAGGAAUUACAACUCUCUGCCUCAUGCAAGAGCUGUGCCUGGCUGCUGGUGUCCUGCAGCAUGGAUCACAACCAAUCGGUCCUCUUUUCUUUGGACACAGAUCUGCAUACAGCAAGGGUGGAAGCCACCCAAAGGCCGCUUUGAUGUUCUGCCGCUCCUGCUCCAGGCCAAUGGCAACGACCCUGAGCUCUUUGAGAUCCCACCUGAGCUGGUUCUGGAAGUACCCAUCAGGCACCCCAAGUAAGUUGAAACGCCUGUCUUUGUUGUUUCACCCCCAAGGAUGUUUGGGGAGCCUUUUCGGAGUUGGCUAUGGCUGUGGGCGCCACCUCAGAUAGGGGAUCUGGUUGCAUCCUUGUUGAUCUUGCUGUGUGCACAUGGAAAGGGACACGGGUGGCGCUGUGGUCUAAACCACUGAGCUUCUUGGGCUUGCCGUUCAGAAGGUUGACGGUUCGAAUCCCCACGAUGGGGUGAGCUCCCGUUGUUCUGUCCCAGCUCCUGCCAACCUAGCAGUUCGAAAGCAAGCCAAAAAGUGCAAGUAGAUAAAUAGGUACCACUGUGGCGGGAAGGUAAACGGCGUUUCUGUGUGCUCUGGUUUCUGUCAUGGUGUUCCUGUUGCACCAGAAGAGGUUUAGUCAUGCUGACCACAUGACCCGGAAAGCUGUCUGUGGACAAACGCUGGCUCCCUCAGGCUGUAACUUUGUGUUCCUAAUUCAGAGUGUCUCGCCUUGCCCUGCCCUUCCCUGUUUGCAGGUUUGCCUGGUUCAAAGACCUGGGACUGCAGUGGUAUGGGCUGCCCGCAGUUUCCAACAUGCUACUUGAAAUCGGUGGUUUGGAGUUCUCAGCCUGCCCCUUCAGCGGCUGGUACAUGGGCACCGAGAUCGGAGUCCGCGAUUACUGCGACAACUCCCGCUACAACAUCCUGGAGGUAGGAGAGAGCCUCUCACGAGGGUUUAGAGCAUUUGACAGUGUUGCAAUUGUGACAAUAUCUCUGUAAGGCAGGCCAGAAGGGGGAAACUAAGGUUGAAUAAGAAUGGCCUACCUGCAAUGAAAUCCCAGUCAGGAUUUGCUGGUAAAGAGCUCUCUGUGCUACAGUUUACACCUCAGUUUGUAAAGAUCUAUUGCUUUUAAAGAUCUCUUCUUCACAGACCAUUCCCUGCUCUGCUCCACAAUCUCUUCAAGUCCUUUUGAAACGACCAGGAGGUGUUUUUUGAACUGCGACCCGAUUUGCAAUGUAACACUGAACCAUGGUCAAAGUUAACCAUGCAUAAUGUUAACCAAAGUUAACAAACCAUUGUUAAAUGGUGGACUUAAACUUUGGUUUAUUACAUUGCAAACUAGUUAACAGCACCAACAAGACCAGCCAAACCUUGGGAGCAGUUUGAAUUUGAUGUCCAAUCUUCACUAAUGGCUCUGUAGCUUUUGGGAGGUGGCAGCUCCUUAACCGGAGGAGUUCCAAGACUGCACGUGACAGUAAACUAUGGUCAAUGUUAACUAAAGCUAAUAAACCAACUGCAGUCUUUGAGUAAUGAGUGACCUUUGAUAAACCAUAGUUAAGCUGCUGGCCUGAAUUCACAUAUAACACUAAGCCAUGCUUUAAUAAACCAUCAUUUAAUAAAACCAUGGUUUAGCAUCAUCUGUGAAGCAGCCAACGGAGAGGGUAUGUGUGUGCUCUGCUCACUUGAGCCUCUAACCCCUCCCAUCACUGGCCUGUGGCCCCCAGAAAGUUGGGCAGAAGGGAAUGUGGCCCUUGAGCUGAGAAAGUUUCCCCAGCCCUUGCAGGAAUCCACAACUUUGGAUAUUUGGGGGGAAGAAAUGCUUUUCGCUGUUGUUCCACUGCAGGAAGUUGCCAAAAAGAUGAACCUGGACAUGCGGAAGACCUCAUCGCUCUGGAAGGACCAAGCGCUGGUGGAGAUAAACAUUGCUGUUUUGUACAGCUUCCAGGUACUGGGAAACACAUCUCCCCAAAUGAUGGCCAAUUAGCCAACCCUGCAGUCUUCCCUUGAGCCCUUUCUCCAUGUGCCCCACCCCCUGAUAGCCUUGUCCUCUGUGACGUAAGAACCUGUUUUGCUUAAGAACCCAUUGACCUGGUGCUCCCACUCCUACAGAGCGACAAGGUGACCAUUGUGGACCACCACUCGGCCACGGAGUCCUUCAUCAAGCACAUGGAAAAUGAAUACCGCUGUCGGGGAGGUUGCCCGGCUGACUGGGUGUGGAUCGUCCCACCCAUGUCCGGGAGCAUCACCCCCGUCUUCCACCAAGAGAUGCUCAACUACAGGCUGACGCCCUCCUUUGAGUACCAGGUACACAAUCCACUUCCUGCCUUGCGCCCACCAUGCCCUGCCAUGUGGUUCAGUAUCUCUCACCCACUAGGAGGUGUUGUCAUCAACUUGUUGGAUGCAGAGGAUGUGGUGGGAGGCACCGGCUGGGGACGCCCCAAGGGAAGACAGCUCAGAGCCAGGGGAUUGGUGGUGGGGUGGCAAUGAGUGGCCAGUGUCAGGCUUCAGGGAAUCGGUUUCCUCCCCCUAUGGCAGUAGAUAAGCAGAACAAAGGGAAAUGAGUCUUCUUACCUGUUAGAAAAUUUAAUAAUCACAAAGAAAGAACAAAGAACACACAUCCUAGAAAUGGCGGUGUUCCCAAUUAAGUUCCCUCCCCUCUCCGUCCCUAGUCACCCACAUCACUCCUACAUCUUGUAAUCUGAUCUUGUACCCUCUUUUCUUUCUGUUCUGACACUUUCUGAGCUCUCUGUGUCUUUGGGGAUGGGGGGGGGGGGUGAACGCUGUCCAGAGACUGUGAAUCUGUUAACUCUCUCUCUCCUAGUGUUUCUUCUGCUAGCUGUUCCCCAUCCAGUAUUUCCCAGCUUUUGCCUUCUGAACUAUGCCCCUCGGCAAGCCACUGUUCCAAAUCUAUACUGUCCUCCUGCUCCUGGGAAGAUUCAGGAUCAGGAGGAGGGGGUGGCUCCCACCAUUUCUCCUCAGUGCAGCCCUUCUCAGCACGGUCCCUGACAGCCAGGGGGAGGAGGAGGUGUCAGAAGCUGGAGGCGCAACAGGGUUUGGUGAGCAGGAAGUGUCUGUACCAGAGAGCAGUUCAGACUCUGAGGAUGAAGCAAAGGUUGGGGAGGAGGGGGAUCAAGAGGUGGCUGAAGAAUCCAGGGAGUCUCCUCCUGCUGCUGUGACCAGAUCCCCUUCCCUCCUGGUCUCUGAGAAUGCACAGAGAAAUGAAAAGGGCAGAGGAGAGAUUAGCUGUGUGCAGAUGUAGUUUGAGACUGCAUGGGGAAACCCUGGAGAAGAGGAACCUUAGAGAGGGGUGGGAAGGUGGGGACCUUCGUUCCUCGUAGCUGGGUCAUUGGGGCAAUACCUGCUGGGAAGGAUUGUCAACACCACUAGGCCUGAGCUGUAUUUUGGCUUCCUUGAAUAGUUCACUACAUUGCUAUUGGUGGUUGAUUACUUUGGUGCUGACCUGCGUCUGACUCCAGCCCUCACAGGUGUCCAGCAAGUCAGAGGUUGGGAGAUGCAGAAUAGCUAGGGCGCUGUCUAGCAAGUAAGGGGAGGGCUGCAGCUAAGUGGAAGAGCAGAAGGUCCCAGGUUCGAUCCCUGGUAUCUCCAGUUAGGCAGGGGAAAAAAUCUCCUCCCUCAAACCCUAAACAGCCACUGCCAGUCAGUGUAGGCAGUACUGAACUAGAUGGAAUAAUGGCCUGACUCCAUAUGAAGCAGCUUCCACUGCCCCUUGCUUCAAAACCUUGAGGACUGGAAUCUUAGCAUUAUUUUAAAGGGACGUGUCAUAGCUUAGUGGCAGAGCACCUGCUUUGCGUGCAGAUGGUCCCAGGGUUCAAAUCCCGGCACCUCCAGGUAGGUCUAGGGACAAAUAUCUUCUAGCUGAAACCCUGGAGAGCUGCUGCCGGUCAGUGUAGACAAUGCUGAGCCCAAUGGACUGGUUGGUCUGGCUCAGUAUAUUAACAGGGAGAGCAGCAAUGAGAUCCUGAUCCAAAUUGUGUCCUUCCAACACCACUGCUCACCUUGGGACAGUGAAGUCUCUGGUGCUGACCACACAAAUAUACUCGAACCAGCUCUGGUUGUGGGUGUGACAGAUCCCCCCCCUUCAGUUUGAGGGUUUAUUUUCUUCCCAUUCAUCCGGGGUUCUUUUCUUUUCUUCCCAGCCCGACCCAUGGAACACCCAUAUCUGGAAAGGCAUCAACGGCACUCCCACCAAGAAGAGAGCCAUUGGGUUUAAAAAGUUAGCCAAGUAAGUGAACUACUUUGUGUUAGGAUAUUUCCGUUCCACCUUAAAAGGGAGCAGGCUUUGUGAGUCACAGAGUCUGCGCAUUUCCUGUUCACAGGAAGUUUAUGUUUUCUAUAGCUUUCGUUUCUCACUCUGUGUCUGGAGACACUGAAGCAGGCAGUCAUGUUUUUCGUUGUUCUGAUCAACGCUGAAUAAAACUUGUAAAUAAUGCUCUCCUGAGUGCGACUUUCGCUGUGCAUUAUCUGCUGACAGAGCGUGCAUUGAGUUCUGGAAUGUGGCAGGCUAUUUCUGGAGCUCAUGUCGCUAAUUGCUGAUACUGCGUGUCUACGGGAGAUCGAUGGAUCGUCCGGCAGCUGGCUUGGGGCCAUGAUGGACUUUGUCUCCCUGGCAGUAUCCCAACACUUUGCUGGGUCUGCUGGAACUAGUAAGGGAAGAGGGAAGCACUCAGCUUGUGGGGUGCUGCAGUAUGGCUACAUCCACACCAUAAAGCACUAUUAUACCACUUUAAACCAUCGUGGCUGUUCCCAAAGAAUCCUGGGAGCUGUAGGAUAGCUAUCCCAGUGUGCCAGUGUGGUGUAGUGGUUAAGAGCGGUGGACUCGUAAUCUGGUGAACCGGGUUCGCUUCCCCGCUCCUCCACAUGCAGCUGCUGGGUGACCUUGGGCCAGUCACACUUCUCUGAAGUCUCUCAGCCCCACUCACCUCACAGAGCGUUUGUUGUGGGGGAGGAAGGGAAAGGAGAAUGUUAGCCGCUUUGAGACUCCUUCGGGUAGUGAUAAAGCGGGAUAUCAAAUCCAAACUCUAUCUGUUUGGUGGAGCAUGUGACUCUUAAUCUCAGUGUUGCGGGUUCAAGUCCUAUGUCGGGCAAAAUAUUAUUGCAUUGCAUGGGGUUGGACUUGAUGACCCUCUUGGUCCCUUCCAACCCCAACGAUUCUAUGAUUCCAGAAAGGUUCAGCCCACCAUCUUAUUAUUUUCUUAUUUAUUGAAUCUAUAUACUGCCCUAUACCCCAGGGGGUGUUGUGUGUCUCAGGGCAGUUCACAGAAUAAAAUCAAGAUAUAAAACCUCAAAUUACAUAAUAAAAAUAAAAACGAUGACCGAAUAACCCCCACCCCCAAAAAAAACAUUUUAAAAGGGCGUAGGUGGUGUGUGUGGGGGGGUGGAGUUUCUUCCAAUCCUAUAGAGCAGAUUUUGGGGAGGCGCGUGAACGUGUGUGGGGUGGAGAGGGGGCAAUCCCCACGGGGCUAGCAGGAGUCCUUGUGUUGUUUCCCCUAGCACACUAGGUUAGUUGAAUCUGGCCCCCAAAAGUCGAGCUCUGGCUGGGAAAGAAAAAUGGGAAACCAAAGGUGGAACGGAGUAUCCUGGAGAAGGGCAGGGGUGGCUGGCUAGAACCCUGAGCAGGUGCACUCCUGUUACAAGGAGAGAAUAGGCUGCAGCGUUCAGUUGCAGCUCCCACAUGCACAUUCCUAAUCGCGAUCCCUUUUUCCUCUCUUGUCUGUACAAGCAAAUGUGCAAAAUUCACUUCCAUCUCUUAGAAAUGUGGCUUCCCUUUGUUGUAGGAAACACACACACAAAAAGGACUGUGGCUGGGAAAAUCCCUGAUGAGGGAGCACAAUGCAAGAUGUUUGCAAAUGAUUAUAUAUAUAUAUAUAUAUAUAUAUAUAUAUAUAUAUAUAAUGCGAGGUCACUACAAAAUUAAUUCACCUGGGAUGGCAAAAUCUCUUGAGCCAGCCUUGCGUGGUAAUCAGACCAUUUGUAUUCAAUCCACCCCAAAAGUCUGACAAAAAUGCAAGUCCGGCCUGAAAAAUAAAACAAAAUCAAACCUUUCUCGUUUAUUGAAGAUUAUCAGAGACACCCGUUGACCCAGUUAAGUUGCAUUUACCGAUGUCUCUCUGGGGCUUGUGAGGCAUUUCUCAAUCAUUCUGAGAGCUUUACGGGGCGAUUAUCGUUUUGGUGGAAAUACCUUUCUACCCUUCUGUAUUCUUUUGAUUUUAAGCUGUGCGCAGGGUAAGCUGAGUCUGCUUCCCUUUAGAAGGCUGUCAGCGUUUUCUUUUAUUCUCAGUGACCUUUUGUGCUUCUUCCCUGCCUUCAAUUUAUGCAAAUCGUUUUUGUAAGCACCCCCCUAAAGAAAAGGGGUGAGAAACUGGUGUUGAUAUAAGCUGCACACACACAGACUUGCUCCCAUUUUCAAGGGAGAGAAGAAAAAACGUAUUAGCGCACUUGAGGAAAAUUCUGAGGUUUGCAGUGGGGGCAAAACAAUUGCUUGAAAAGAGGAUUGGACAAUGGCUAUGUUCUGCCUCCACCAUCGGAGGCAAUAUACUUCAGAAUAGGUCAAGGUCAAGGACCCCUGGACAGUCAAGUCCAGUCAAAGGCGACUAUGGGGUUGCGGCGCUCAUCUCGCUUUCAGGCUGAGGGAGCCGGCAUUUGUCCACAGACAGCUUUCCAGGUCAUGUGGCCAGCAUGACUAAACCGCUUCUGGCACACCAGAACACCGUGACGGAAACCAGAGCGCACAGAAACACCGUUUACCUUCCCGCCACAGUGGUACCUAUUUAUCUACUUGUACUGGCUUGCUUUCGAACUGCUAGGUUGGCAGGAGCUGGGACAGAGCAACUGGAGCUCACUCCGUCAUGGGGAUUCAAACUGUCGACCUUCAGAAUACCAUCUACCGGAAACCUAGGAAGGGAAGAGUGCUAUUGCACUCAGGACCUGUUUGUGGGCUUCCCACAGGUAUCUGGUUGGCCACUGCGAGAACAGGAUGCUGGACUCGAUGGGUCAUUAGCCAGGGCUCCUAACACAGGCACCUCAAUAAACUAGCCCAGUAAGAUUCAGGCAAAGUAUACAACUCCUCGCAAGUAACUGAUCAGAGGUGCUUGUUGUUAAGAGAGCAUCGUUUCAAUGACUUUUGCCAUCCCUACUUAAAAAUGUCAUUUUUCACCUGUGCAAAGUUUGUGUGUUCAUAGAAUCAUAGUUGGAAAGGACCCUGAGGAUCAUCUAAUCCAACCCCAUGCAAUGCAGGAAUACGCAACUCUCCCAUACAUUUGGUUCAAACCCACAACCUUGGCAUUGUCAGCACCAGACUCUAACCAACAGAGCUAUCCAGUUGUUUGGGGACCUUCCGUCUGUAUCAGGAACCUGUGGGCCUCUAGAGAGCAUUGGACUACAAUUCCCAUCAUCCCUUGGCAUAGGCCGUAUGAGCUGGGGCUGGUGGGAAUUUGAGGCCAGUGACAAUGAUGAAGACUUGGCCAGACGCUGUACCCACCCCAGCUCACUCAGAGAGCCAGUGUGGUGUAGUGGUUAGAGUGUCGAACUAGGAGCUGGGAGACCAGGGUUCAAAUCCCCACUUGGCCAUGGAGCUCACUGGGUGACCUUGGACCAGUCACUGCCGCUCAGCCCUAAACUUCCUCACAGGGUUGUUGUGGGGAUUCGGUGAGGAGGGGGAGAACCAUGAAUGCCCCCUUGAGCUCCUUGGGGGGUGGGAAUAUGGGAGAUAAGUGCAAUCAGUCGAUCCAAUCAUACCUGCAAGAUGUAUGUUUUACCCACGUCACAUUCAAAUGUUACAUUCUUAGGUGUGCACUUCUUAAAUAAAUCAUAGGUAUAGACCUAAGGAGCAUCUGAAGUCAAUUCACCUUUACUUGGAAGGUUUUGUUCAGUGCUUGUGGUUUUCUUGCUAUCAUCAAACACAUGGGUGCACACCUACCUUUUAAUGUAUUGAAUGCAAACUCCACCCUGCAUAUGCAAAAAUACAGAUAAAAAUAAUAAUGUUGAGAGUAACCAGGAGGAAAGAUCAGAUCAGCUUCCCAGGUCAAUAAAUCUUCCUUCUUUUCCCCCACCCUCCUAGGGCUGUGAAGUUCUCUGCCAAACUGAUGGGGCAGGCAAUGGCAAAGAGAGUCAAGGCCACUAUCCUGUAUGCCACGGAAACUGGAAAAUCCCAGGUCUAUGCAAAAACCCUGUGUGAGAUCUUCAAGCAUGCCUUUGAUGCCAAGGUAGGAUCCUGGCUGUUGUUCCAGAGUUUAGCUCAACUUCUCCAACCCUCCAGCAAGGAGCUGAACUGCUUUUCUUCGAGGGCAAAGACAUGUAACUUUUGACAAACCAUUGGGCUGGUCUGAAAGGGCCCAGCCUGUGUUUAAGAAAGCUUUUCCUCUUUAAGAUCAAGCUUUGGCAGGUGGUUUGGGUUGGGGGGCGGCGUGCUGAAUGGUUCUGCAAAUUUGCAGAAGGCACUAACUGGCUAGUCACCAUACCUCCCUCACCUGUACAUAAAACUGUUCAUGUUUUGUUUUGUCCGUAAGGCAAAGAAACAAAUGGAUAAGCACACAUUUAAAAGCUAGCCUGUCGUGAAGCCAGGAAAAGUCAAAAUACAAGCAUCCACUGCAUUUAUAUGUUUAUUUGUGUGUUUGUUUGAUAAAAUUAACGCUGGGUGGUAAAGAACAACCCCCCCCCAAAUUGCACUAGGUUCAAGGGUGGGCCCACAUACAGCGUGUUACAGUAAUCAAGCCUUUGGGACUCCUAGACAUUGUUCGAUUCCAGUUCCCACCACCCCUUACCGCUGGCCAAACUGGCUGGGCCUGGCGGGAGUUGGCAACAUCUGGAAGGCCACCACAGGUCACUCCAUCCUGGACAGCCGUCGGGAUCCUUCCCACGAGCCUCUCUGUGCCCUUUUUCUCCAGGUGAUGUCGAUGGACGAGUACGACACUGUCCACUUGGAACAUGAAACUCUCGUGCUGGUGGUCACAAGCACCUUUGGCAACGGAGACCCACCAGAGAACGGGGAGGUAGGAGGGAGAUUUUCUUUGUUCAUUUCGUUGGGUUAGGUUGACUGAGUCUGCAGAUCUUUCCCCACAGCAGAAAGGCCUGAAUUUGUGAUUGACAAUAAGAAUGAAAUGCAGGUCCCCUCCAGAUCUCGUUGGCUUCAGGAAGAUAGUGGUCUCAUGUGCCUUCAGAUCACAUCCUAAAAUGUUGGCUUUGUUCUUGGCAACUUGUUAUGGUACUUCUGGAAGACUUGACGUGGUGGAGCCACAGUCUUGCAAAACAGUCUUGUCUGUGACUGGGUGGCUCCGCUAGCCUGUAGAAAAAGUAACCAUUCCAGGAUUGGUCCCUGUACCCACUUAAAAAAAGUGAGGUCCAACCCAGCCCACAUUUUUUUAGCUUUAACUGCCCUAUAUUAAUGUUUUCUGCUGAAAUGGAAAUGUUGGUGGAAGUUUUGAAGGCAAUGCUGAGAGAUGAUCCCUAGCUCGGUCAGUCCUAAGCACCACCCACAAUGCGACAGACCUUCUCCUCCAAGGCAUCCUACUUGACCAUUUCCCCCUGUUGCACUGAGGGCUUUUGGGGAGUUGAAGUGCAAGUUGUGGUGCAGUUCAGUCGGGGGGUGGGGUCUGCCCUUGUUGAGCAACAUAAGAAGCUUCCUAAUCCUGAUCCCCCAGUCCAGAUUUGUGGUUUUUUCCCCCAUCAGUUGGAGCCUCAGCUUCAGGAUCUGUCCUUCCAGUGAGCACUCAGGGCUGAUUUCCUUAAGAAUGGAUAGGUUUGAUCUUCUUGAGAGUCCCAUGGACUGCAAGAAGAUCAAACCUAUCCAUUCUUAAGGAAAUCAGCCCUGAGUGCUCACUGGAAGGACAGAUCCUGAAGCUGAGGCUCCAAUACUUUGGCCACCUCAUGAGAAGAGAAGACUCCCUGGAAAAGACCCUGAUGUUGGGAAAGACUGGAGGGCACAAGGAAAAGGGGACGACAGAGGAUGAGAUGGUUGGACAGUGUUUUCGAAGCUACUAACAUGAAUUUGACCAAACUGUGGGAGGCAGUGGAAGACAGGAGUGCCUGGCGUGCUCUGGUCCAUGGGGUCACAAAGAGUCGGACACGACUAAACAACUAAACAACAACAAGAAAAAUUUUAACUUAAUUCUGUUCAAUGUGCCUGUUCUCCCACAUGUUUACACUUCCCUUCAUUUCCCAGAAAUUUGGCUGUGCUCUGAUGGAAAUGAGGAAUCCCAACUCCAACCUCGAAGAGAGACGGUGGGUGUGCUAACCCUGAUCCAGGAAUUAUGAAUUGCGUGGGUUGUUUGUUUUUUUACGGGAACCCCAAGAUCCAUCAACCAGAGCCAGGUGCAAAAGAAAGACAGGAACUGAAGGCCAGGGUACUUCCGAGCACAUUCUGAGCCUAGGGAUUCGCUUUCAGUGCCAGAACUGAUUUGAGCUCAGUCCUUUUGUACACACACAAGUCCCAGUGGACUGGUAGGGUGGGAGGCAGGGAGCCCAACAGCAGGUGGCGCCAGAGGCAAUAGCCAAUGGAGGCAGAGCCUCCUCCCUGUUGAGUUCUGCAAGGGCAACAAUAAGACUAAGAGGGAAGAUGGCAGGCAGGUGGGCUCCAGCUAGCUGGCUGGUGACAGGCUGAGGUUUACAAGGACGUGUGCCCUAAUGGACCAAGUCAAGUCUUCGCCUUAACUUUCUUUGAUUGCAGCAGCCUUGUUCUGGUGUGUGCGGGGAGGUCAUUUGGUUGCUGCUGCUGUUGAACAACUAGGAGUCUAAACUGCUUGCUGCAAAUCAGCAAGAAGCUUGGAAUACAAAAUUCCUAGGACGCUCAUCCACCAAUGAUUUCUCAACCAGCAAUUAGGAAGCAGUUACCCUGAGCAGCCACUAGGUGUCAGGCGUCCACGGAGUGAGCCUCUUCCUUUGACCAGCAUAGUGGGCUAGUUCUUUGCAUCUUGAGAACCAAAACAGAUCCGUCCUGAUGCAAAUGAUCUAUAAUUAGAUCUCCUGGCUACUUUUUUAGUAGGUCUACUGGCACUAUCAGUGGAGCCUACCUUACAAGGAUGUUGUAAGGAUUUGAACCUGGGAUCUUGGGCAUGAAAAGCAGACACUCUGCCACUGAGCUAUGGCUCUUCCCUAAUAUAAAACAAGCAUAGGGAGUUGUCUUAUACCAAGUCCAGGCCGUUAAUGCAUCUAGCGCAGUAUUGCCUACAAGCAGAAGUUCUCCAGGGUUUUAGGCAGGGAGUAUUCCCAGCCUUGGGGAUGGACCUACACGCAAAACAGAUUCUCUGGCACUGAGUUACCAUCCUCUUUUGCAGGAGCUACAAAGUGCGUUUCAACAGUGUCUCCUCGUAUUCGGAUGCUCGGAAAUCUUCGGCUGAUGGACCUGAAGCUAGGGACAACUUUGAGAGCACCGGUCCGCUGGCCAACGUCAGGUGAGCAGGGCGGGUGAACAGUGGGGAGUUCAGAGCUCACAUUGCAAAGCUGCAAUCCAGCAGUCCAGGAGGUGGAAGACAUAGUAUAAUCUUGGCCCAAGAGACAAAUCUCACUCUCUGUCUAUGGCCUUCUGUCGGGCUGAGAGUGACCCCUGCUGGCUCUUGUUGGCCGUGCAGCCACCACCUUGAUGUCUGCUUCCUUGUGUACAGGUAGGGAUGGAGAAAUUUCGAUUAAGUUCUCAGCGGGAGGCGAACCAACCCAAUCUGCACUUUCCAGAAGAAUGUGCAAACUGAAAACUCAGCCAUCCUCCGAAAUUUGCAGUUCUCUGGAUUUCACAAUGUGGCUAUCGAGUCUAGCCCCGUGUGCAAAAAUGCAUACAGUACGGCAAAGCAUGCAGAAAACUGCAUAUGUUAGUGGGAAAUAGCAUACAAAGUGCAUUCUGUUAUUAUGAGACAAUCGCUUUGAAAUAAAUGGGUAAAUAUAAGGGAGAAUGGCAUAUGAGUAUGGGUACAUUAGGAGAAAUCAACACUGAAAUGCCGAUUAGUUUUCAUGAGGUCUUUAAAAUUUUUUUGAAAAAAUGAAAAAAUGAGGAAUGGGGAAUGUUGACUGAUUCACCUCUCCUGCUGUCCUACAGAUUCUCUGUCUUUGGAUUGGGGUCACGGGCCUAUCCCCACUUCUGCGCCUUUGCUCGCGCUGUGGACACGCUCCUGGAGGAGCUGGGUGGAGAACGUAUCCUGAGAAUGGGCGAGGGGGAUGAGCUGUGCGGGCAAGAGGAAUCCUUCAGGACGUGGGCCAAAAAGGUCUUCAAGGUAGCCACCUUCUCUUCAGCCUCCUGCCAGGAGAUGGGAUUAGAAGAUGGAGAAACAUUGGGGAGAGGGUAUCUCAGGGCCACGAGGCCAGCCCUGUUGUAAGCAACUGCUCACAGACAAUGGGUCCCUCAAAGGGGAGAUGUUGGGCCAUCACCUCCAAGCCAUCAGAAAUUUGUGGGAGGGUUUUGAACUCAUAGCCUGGAGAUUUCGAUCUGCGCAAGUAAAAAGUGGUUUAGAGAGCUGCCCCACCCUAGUGCAACAAAUCCACCUCACAAAAGGAGAGAAGAGAAACUAAUUUGCAGUUAGGGGAAAUUGGAGCAAGGGCUCAGUAAAAGACCAGGCGUGAUCUGUGGAUGAUCAAUAAAUGGGUUGUCUGAAGGGUGUCGGAGGCCCCUUGGCUCCAUCAGGAACUGGAAUUAUUUGGCAGCCACAGGUGCGAGGGGUAGGUAGGCAGGAGAAGGAGCUGGUGGGCUCUGACAGGCAGGCGUUUGGGAAUGGACGGCAGAGACCCUCUCAGAGGAAGCAGCUCUGUCAGCUCUCUCUCCUGCCCCAGAGGCAGAUUUAGGGGAGUGCGACUUGGACACAGAGCUGCAGGAGGCACCGCAACUAUUAUUUAGAAUAGAGCAUGAGAGGCAGGGGGCGCUGAAUUUUGGCAUCACACGGGGCCCGGCUGAAAUUUGAGACUCCACGGUCUGGCCCUGCCAACCCCCUCCGGGAAUCACAACUAGGGCAGGAGAGUCCCGUGAGUGAGCUUGCCCUGCCUUGCCAACCGUCAGGACAUCUUCACAGCUCUGCUUAGCCCUUUCCCCAAAGCAGAGUCCUGAGACGAGGGGAGGAGCCCUAGCUCGACACCUUUCUUCCACCCACCCACCCAGCCUGCCUUGCUUUGCCUUGAGAACUUGGUUUGUCCUGCAGGCAGCGUGUGAUGUGUUCUGCGUGGGCGAUGACGUUAACAUCGAGAAAGCGAACAACUCCCUCAUCAGCAAUGACCGGAGCUGGAAGAGGAGCAAGUUCCGCCUGACCUAUGUUGCCGAAGCACCCGAACUGACACAAGGUACUGUGGCUUGCCGCUUACUUCCCCAGUGCCUGGUGGGACGGUUUCAGAGGCAGGACUUGGCCGGGCUUGGGUACCCGGUAGUGGUUGCAUGAGCGGAGAGGCGGUUGCUCACCUGGCUUCCCAAAUCUGAGCAUCACUGCAGGUUAGCGGGAAGGAGAGGUGGCAGGGAGUUUGGUGCGGUGCAAGCACGGUGUCACAUUCGCUCCGCUGCUGCCCCCACACCACCCUGAGCUCUUUGAAGCCUCACCUCUUCCCCUCUCUCCAACUGGCAGCGGUGCUCAGCAUUGGGAAGUGCGCUGAGCACCACUGCACUGCCGACACUUUCCUGCCAACUGCUACAGUGGUGCUGUAAUAAUGUUUUGUGGUGUUUUUGUACUUUUUAUAAUGUUGGAUGUGGUGGGGGAACCUCUAGCCCACGCAUAGGCAAACUCUGCCCUCCAGAUGUUUUGAGACUACAAUUCCCAUCAUCCCUGACCUGUUAGCUACGGGUGAUGGGAGUUGUAGUCCCAAAACAUCUGGAGGGCGAGUUUGCCUGUGCCUGCUCUAGCCCCAGGGACUCAAUAUAGCCCUACAGGUUUCACAUUCCAGGCCACAUGCACCUUCUUUGAUAUUGUGCUGUGCCGCCCACCAGCCAGAAUAUGUCCUUGAACCACAGUCGUGACACUUGCAACUAGUCCCCGCAAACAGGACUAACUGACUCUCUUUCAUUCGCAGGCUUGUACAGCAUCCACAAAAAGCGAGUCUUUGCAGCCCGGCUCCUGGCACGUCAGAAUCUACAAAGCCCCAAAUCUAGGUAGGAGCUGCAGGCUCACCCCUGCCAAAAAUGGCAAGUUUGAGAAGAACACAGCUUCAUUAGGCCCAGAAGCCAUCAUGUUUGCAUUCAGUUAUGAACUAGUCCGCACAGAGCACCAAAUCAUGGUUCGUUAAACCAUCGCUUAAUGUUAUGUGUGGUCAGUGGCUUAACCACGGUUUGUUCUCUGACAGCAAACCAUGAUCUGAAACCAUGGUUUGCUGUCUGCUUCCAAACCUUGAUUUGCUUUAAUGAUGGCUUGGUGUUAGCAUGUGAACCCAAUAUCCUUCCAUUUUGUUUGGGCCCCCAGACACUCACCAAAGGCAUAAAACAGAGUCACAAAAUAUAGGGUGGGUCCUGAAAAUACACAUAUUCUCGUCCACCAGCCCCCAGGCUUUUGAGGGUGGUGGAACCACCAAGAGGGCCCCCUCUGCCAGUCUUGAUGCUUGAGAGGGUCUUUGGAGAAGGGGGACACAUUUCUGAUAUUUAGGGCCUGGGUCCUUUAGGGCUUUAGACACCAACGUGAGCCCAGAAACGAACUGAGAGCCACUACCUAAAUGUGCUAUGUGCAAGGUCUACCUAAUAUCUGUAGAAGUGGGGGGUUUUAUCUGCAAAGAGCGGCACACCCAAAGCCUUCCUUACUCGCUUUAGCCGCUCCACAAUCUUCCUCCGGCUUCACACCAACGGACACCAGGAGCUGCAUUAUGAACCCGGAGACCACCUGGGCGUCUUCCCAGGUAACCACGAAGACCUGGUCAACGCCUUGAUCGAACGGCUGGAAGAUGCGCCCCCUACCAACCAGCUGGUGAAGGUGGAGCUCUUGGAAGAGAGGAACACGGCUUUAGGUAAGGAGCAAAGGCGCUAUUGUUGUUUUUUCAGUUCUCCUGGUUGGUCAGAGUUGACUUCCUUAUGUAGGAGCCAUUCCUUGUUGCUUCAACAUCUGUAUUUUGCUUGCUUGGGUGCCUGCAGUAGAAGACUUAGGGUUGCAUCCAACAUUAAUCAAAUUUGGAGCAGGCCCUACAGAAAUUAAUGGAGAUGACUAAUGGAGGUUCAUUAAUCUCAUUGGGUCUACUCAACGUUUCACCUAGUUGAAGGCAACCCUUUUUCUCCCUUCAUUUUUCUUCCUAAAGUUGUUUUUUUAAAAAAAAUAAAAAAUUCAAGACUUCAUAAUGAAGUUAAAACAACAAUCCAGUAAGAAAUGGGAAAUGAAAUAAAAGAGUUGGGGAAAACGGUACCAAAAAAAGCCAAGGUAAUAAAUUACAUUCUCAAGAGACUACACAAUGCGUUAGAUGUUACAACAAAAACUGACCUGAUACAGAGAGAACACAAAACAAAUGUUAUGAAUACCAAAUAAAGCUAUAUUUCAUCGGAGGUUGCCAUCCCCACAAUUGGCCUGUCAAACGUGUAACAAAUGGCCACCAAAUGGAGGCAAAAUCCAUAGGUUUCGCUGAGCCCUGAGAUGCUCUUAAUUUAAGGGUCCAUUUCCCAGAAAUGAGAAUAAACAUUACUUUAUCGAGCCAAGUAUUUACAGCAAAGCUCAGGACUCCUUUCCGCCUUGUGAAAUGGGGAAAGGAGCAGCUACUGAUAGAAAAAUGGUACGUGGUUUGCAUAUUCAGCCCCUCAGAAAUUGAUAAAAGGCACCGCUUUAGCUGCAGCCCAAGGUACUCUUAAUUUAGGAGUGAAGUGAGAAUAAACAUUACUUUAUUGAGCCAAAUAUGUUGAAAGAAACCCAAGGACUCCUCUCAGUACUGUGACAUGGCGAAAUGAGGAGGCAGAGUACCUGCCUUGCGUGCAAUCCCCAACAGCAUCUCUGGGGAGGCCUGGGAGGAAAUCCUGCCUGAAAUUCUGGAGAGAUGCUGCCAGUCAGUAUAGGCAAUACUGAACUAGAUGAACCAAGAGUGUGGCUCAGUACAAGGAAGCUUCCUGUGUUCCUGUGAUGGCAUGUGAACGCUCUCCGCAAGAAAUGCCUCUGCUCACUCAGAGAUACAUAUAUACAGUCUUUAUUUUACAUUUGUACAAGCAGCACGUUACAAUCAUGCAUCUGAAUCCUCCGGCUCAGAUUCUUGGAGUGCCUUACGCCUGCCCCUUCUCCAACAGAAAAGACGUGGAAUUUUCAUGUGAUGUCUCUGUCCCCUCCUCAUUAACACUCUCCUUUCCUGGGCAGACGGAACAGGCAUUGCUUCACUGUUUCAACACUGUUCCAACACUGUUCCAACAUCUAUGAGCUGUCCCUCCUCCUGGCUUUCCCUUCUUUCCUCCACCGCCACUUCCUGCCCCCCUUCCUCUGCCUGUCUCUCCUCCUCCCCUUCAUUCUCCGUCAAUACCAUGACAGUUCCUAACAGAAAAGUGGUAAGUGGUUUUCAUCUUAAAUACACAUUUGACCCAUCCGAAAUGGAUAAAAGGUCACGUGCCCCGAUAGACCAGCCUCAAUGCAGGCCAACCGGCUUCUGUCUUGACAGGUGUCAUCAGCAACUGGACAGACGAGAACCGCGUCCCUCCCUGUACCAUCUUCCAGGCCUUCAAAUAUUACCUGGACAUCACCACCCCUCCCACGCCAAUCCUGUUGCAGCAAUUUGCUUUGCUGGCGACCAGUGAGAAAGAGAAGAAGCGCCUUCAGGUUCUCAGCAAGGUAAGUCCGCAGUCUGGAAAGGGGUGCGAGAACCUUGCCCUGUAUAUUAUGUACUUGUACAGCGGUACCUCGGGUUACAAAUGCUUCGGGUUACAAAUGCUUCAGGUUACAAACUCCUCUAACCCGGAAGUAGUUGCUUUGGAUUACAAACUUUGCCCCAGGGUGAAAACGGAAAUCGCGCACCGGUGGCACGGCGGCAGUGGGAGGCCCCAUUAGCAAAAGCGCACCUCAGGUUAAGAACGGUUUUGGGUUAAGAGCGGACCUCCAGAACGAAUUAAGUUCGUAACCCGAGGUACCACUGUAUCAUGUUUGCAGGCAAAGCUGCAAAUGAACUGUUGUAUGUUCUCGUGGGGGGUGGGGAAUUGCCUAUUUCCUCCCAAGGGAAGGGAGGAAGUGACAAAGCUAAGCCUGGCAGGACAUCUUACUCUAUGGUAUUAACCCCUUCCGGCACUAAUUAGACUUAAGCGCAUUGGUUACACAAGGCUGAUUAUCCCACUGUUCUGUGAGACAGCUCUUUGCCCCUCACAUGCAGACUGAUCUGGGUUCUGCAAUAAGGGAUGUCAAUCAAUCCGUCCAGUCAUGCAUCACAACUAGGUCUUAAUUGUUGGACUUGUCUGAGAUGGCAAACUUAACAUGUUUAAUUAGAGAAAAACCACUAUUGACAUUUCUUAAGGAUUGGAAACUUCGUACGGACUUCUUUUGUGUGAACAAGGAAAUGAAUUCGGAAUAUCUGGAUUUAAAGAUUGAAAAAAUAUUGGCUUAUAGAAAACAGAAUAAUUGAAUGUUAAUAAGUGAAUACUAUAUGUAACUGACAAAGAACCAGAAGUCUUUCUAGCUUUUUCCAUUUUCUUUCUUUCUUUCUUUCUUUCUUUCUUUCUUUCUUUCUUUCUUUCUUUUAUCUUUCUUUCUCUCUCUCUUUUCUUUUUGCUCCUGUUCCUUUUUUAGAUUAGGUUUUAAAAGUAUUUCUUUUAUUCUGGUGUAUUAUAAAAAAUAUAGUUUGUAUUAGACAUGAACUUUUGUAUAUCUUUUGAUAAGUGUCAAUAAAAAGUAGGCGUAUUUUUUAAAAACAACAACAACUACUACUAGGUCUAACUCAGAGCAGAGUUGCUGAAAUGAAUGAACCGAAGUUAGACACAUCAUUGAAAGGCAAGACAAUUCACCCUCCUGCUUCUUCAUGCAGCGUGUGGUUAACCUGUGGAACUCACUGCCACAGGAAGCAGUGAUGGCUGCCAGUUUGAACAUCUUUAACAGAGGGCUACACAAAUUCGUGGAGGCGGAUGUCAUCGCCUAUCAGACAUGAAUGCUAUAUUCUACCCCCACCCCAGUCAGAGACCCAUGGGCUGCGUCCAUCUAAGGCAGCCUCUGUCAUUGAAUUCUACACAAUAUUGAUCCAGAGCAGAUUCCAACGUACAGUUAGCAGAGUAAAAACUUAAACAUGUUGCAGGAUUCCCCAAAAAACAGACCAGAGGCAAUUAAUACCGUAUUUUUCGCUCUAUAAGACGCACCAGACCACAAGACGCACCUAGUUUUUGGAGGAGGAAAACAAGAAGAAAAAUAUUCUGAAUCUCAGAAGCCAAGAAGAGCAAGAGGGAUUGCUGCGCAGUGAAAGCAGCAAUCCCUCUUGCUCUUCUGGCUUCUGUGAUAGCUGCACGGCCUGCAUUUGCUCCAUAAGACGCACACACAUUUCCCCUUAUUUUUUAGGAGGGAAAAAGUGAGUCUUAUAGAGCAAAAAAUACAGUAUUUCAUCCAACAGAGCUUUACUGCUACUGAAGGCAAAUGAGGAUAACGGUCACAAAUCCAAUACAUUCAGGAUUGUCACAGUCCAGGACCGGAUUUAGGUUUGAUGAGGCCCCUAAGCUACUGAAGGUAAUGGGGCCCUUUAUAUGUCCAGCUGUCCUUUGUCAGCAACAAAAUGUCGCUGUUUUUUUGUGUUGAAUAUGUGCUAUAUGGUAAUUUAUGGACCUAAUAAGUAUCUAAAGCCAUUUGCACAUUACAAAAUAUGUAUUUUAUCAAAGUAAUUGUUGAACUGAAAUACAAUUAAGAAGAAGUAUAUUAAUAGCGAAAUUUGGGGGGCAAGAGAGUGGGGCCCUAAGCUAUAGCUUGUUUAGCUUAUACAUAAAUCUGGCACUGGCACAGUCCUUAAGAAAUCCAGUUGCAGCAGACUUAAUUUAACCUUACAAUAACUUAUAAGUCUAAAACCUUAACUCUAAGCAUACUACGUACAGAACACCACACCAGAAGGAAAGAGAGACAGAAAGAGGACGUGAAACCCAGGCUCCUUCUGGCCUCUUAUUAUAGUCAGCAUGACCUUGACAGAAAGAGAUAACACAGGCAUCCCCAACCUUUGGCCCUCCAGAUGUUUUGGACUACAAUUCGCAUCAUCCCUGACCACUGGUCCUGUUAGCUAGGGAUCAUGGGAGUUGUAGGCCAAAACAUCUGGAGGGCCAAAGGUUGGGGAUGCCUGAGAUAACAGAACCAGUUGAAGCCAGCUGUACUCAGCUUCUCUGAAGGAACAACCCAAACAUCAUGAACUUUCUGCUUCUUCCUUUCACACAGAGUAGCUUCCAGAACCCCCUUGAAUGAAGUAGAAUAAGAAAGAUCUCUACACAUCAGAUCAAAACUCUCUGCAGUAAGAAAUGCAAACUGACAGCUUCCUGUGUCCCCUAUGUGCAGGGCCUGCAGGAAUACGAGGAGUGGAAAUGGUCCAAGAACCCCACCAUGGUCGAAGUUCUGGAAGAGUUCCCGUCCGUGCAGAUGCCGUCCACCUUCUUGCUGACCCAGCUCCCGCUGCUUCAGCCUCGCUACUAUUCCAUUAGCUCCUCCCCUGACAUGUACCCCGACGAGGUCCACCUCACGGUAGCUGUGGUCUCCUAUCGCACCAGAGGUAAAUUGGGACCGCAGCUCAGUGGCUGCAUCACUUUUGUGUGUGGAAGUUGCCGGGUCCUGUCCCUCUAGUUUUAAGGCCUGGUCUGAAAUACUGGGGAGCCAUCGCUAGUCAGCAUAUAGACAAUAUUGAACUGGAAAGAUAGAUCAUUCUAAGGCAGCUUCCUGUGUUUAACCUUGAGUUGGAUUUUUAUUAUUAUUUAUUACAAAAUGCACAUUUAACCAAGCCUUAUGAGGAACAGUUGAAAGAGCUGGGUAUGUUUAGCCUGGAAAAGAGGAGACUGAGAGGAGAUAAGGUUGCUGUUGUUUAGUCGUGUCCGACUCUUUGUGACCCCAUGGACCUGAUCACGCCAGGCACUCCUGUCUUCCACUGCCUCCCGCAGUUUGGUCAAACUCAUGCUGGUAGCUUUGAGAACACUGUCCAACCAUCUCGUCCUCUGUCGUCCCCUUCUCCUUGUGCCCUCCAUCUUUCCCAACAUCAGGGUCUUUUCCAGGGAGUCUUCUCUUCUCAUGAGGUGGCCAAAGUAUUGGAGCCUCAGCUUCAGGAUCUGUCCUUCCAGUGAGCACUCAGGGCUGAUUUCCUUAAUGGAUAGGUUUGAUCUUCUUGCAGUCCAUGGGACUCUCAAGAGUCUCCUCCAGCACCAUGGAGAUAUGGUAGCCGUUUUCAAAUAUCUCAAGGGCUCUACAUGGAAGAGGGAACAAGCUUGUUUUCUCCUGCUCUGGAGGGGAGGACCUGAACCAAUGGCUUCAAGUUGCAAGAAAGGGAUUCUGACUAAGCAUCAGGAAGAACUUCCUGACAGUAAGAGUUGUUCUGAUAGUGGAAGGGUCUCCCUCAGGAGGUGGUGGAGACUCCUUCCUUGGAGGUGUUUAAGCAGAGGCUGGAUGGCCGUCUGUCAUGGCUGCUUUAGCUGAGAUUCCUGCAUUGCAGGGGGUUGGACUAGAGGAUCCCUGAUUCUCAUGUCCUACUCUAGAAUUCUAUUAUUCCCAUAGCGUUAAGUUAAAGUCACUCAGUGAUAUACUUUUCCCACUGUCGAGAAAUGUUUGCUGGCAAAAUUGACAAUGAAACUAAGAGGAAGUGACGACAACAAAUUUAAGGAAGAUUGGAAGGACUUUAUUGCAUAUAUACAGAAGCAAUGUACACAGGUUAAUACAUUAACAGGGUUCUAGGACUACUUGUAAUUUUAUUAUGAAUGGACAAUAAGUACCGGUAAUUUGAAUGGUUUUUAAAUUUACAAUGGGCAUGUGGUAUGCUGUUAGAUAAUAGAACCAAGGAAGGGACUAGGGGGAAGUCUAUUUCUUCUGUUUGGUUUUGAGUUUGUAUUGCUGUUGUUUUAUUUUUGUUAUUUUUGGAAAAUUAAUAAAAUAUUAGUUUUUUAAAAAGAGAGAAAUGUUUUUGCCAGCAGAAAUGUUGUUGCGCACAAACAAAAAGAAUAAUUUGUUGUGCUAUAAGUUUCCACUAGCGCAGCUGCUGUGUUGAAAUUCCUCUGUUGUGCAUCAUUAAAACUCACACAUAGCAAAGAGCGUGUUGGAUACAAGUUUUGUGUUCCCGCUGCAAACCUGACCGGUCUUCUUCCUUCUGUUUUUGCCUAGAUGGGGAAGGGCCUAUCCACCACGGGGUCUGUUCCUCCUGGUUCAACCGGAUACAGGCGGACGAAGUGGUGCCAUGUUUUGUCAGAGGGUAAGAUGGGGGGUGACGCUGUGGGUUAAACCACAGAGCCUAGGACUUGCCGAUCAGAAGGUCGGCGGUUCUAAUCCCCGCAAUGGGGUGAGCUCCCAUUGUUCGGUCCCUUCUCCUGCCAACCAAGCAGUUCGAAAGCACGUCAAAGUGCAAGUAGAUAAAUAGGUACUGCUCUGGCAGGAAGGUAAACGGCGUUUCCGUGCGCUGCUCUGGUUCGCCAGAAGUGGCUUAGUCAUGCUGGCCACAUGACCCGGAAGCUGUACGCCGGCUCCCUCGGCCAAUAAAGUGAGAUGAGCGCUGCAACCCCAUAGUCGGCCACGACUGGACCUAAUGGUCAGGGGCCCCUUUACCUUUACCUAAGAUGGGGGAAAAUUGAAAAAGUGUGGACAGCUGUGGAAAGAUUGGACCAGAUGCCCUCGGAGGUCCCUUCCAACUCUACCAUUCUGUGAUAAUAACACAGGGAUCAGCCUGCUAAUGUGUGAUCAUAAGAGAACUCUUCUUCCUCCCCCCCCCUUUAUGCAGAGCUCCUGGGUUCCACAUGCCACAAGACCCGCAGGUUCCUUGCAUCCUGGUGGGCCCUGGGACGGGGAUUGCUCCUUUCCGGAGCUUCUGGCAGCAACGGCUCUUUGACGUCAAACACAAAGGUAGGUCCAGUCAUCUACAUGAGUGGAGCAGGGCUGGGUGGAGGCUGGCACAUUAGGGCAAAUGGGGCACUACCCUCCCAACCUACGCCUGCCCUCACCUAUUUGCCCUCUAUAAAUUUAUUAUUUAUACCCCGCUCACCUGGCUGGGCUUCCUCAGCCACUCUGGGCAACUUCCAACAAAAUAUUAAAAUACAGUAAUGCAUCAAACAUUAAAAGCUUCCCUAAACAGGGCUGCCUUCGGAUGUCUUCUCAAAGUCUGGUAGUUGUUGUUCUCUUUGACAUCUGGUGGGAGGGCAUUCCACAGGGUGGGUGCCACUACCAAGAAGGUCCUCUGCCUGGUUCCCUGUAACUUGGCUUCUCGCAGUGAGGGAACCGCCAGAAGGCCCUUGGGCACUGGACCUCAGUGUCCGGGUAGAACAAUAGGGGCGGAGAUGCUCCUACUUGCAACCAGCCCUAAUAACAUUGCCUGCUGGAUUAGGACAGUGGCCCAUCUAGUCCAGAUGUCAAGGACUGGACAGAGGAGGAAUGGUGGAGACCGACCCCUCCCCUUCUCCUACACUUCCCAGAGAAGAGGGAGACAAUACAGCGGUACCUCCGUUUACAAACUUAAUCUGUUCCGGAAGUCUGUUCUUAAACCAAAACCGUUCUUAAACCGAGGUGCGCUUUCCCUAAUGAGGCCUCCUGCAGCCGGUGCCCUUCCACCAUUCAGUUUCCGUUCUUAGACCGAGGUAAGGUUCACAAACCAGGACACUACUUCCGGUUUUGCGGAGUUUGUAAACCGAAUCGUUCGUAAACAGGACUGUUCUUAAACCAAGGUACCACUGUAUAGGUUUAAAACAGUGUUUGCAGAAGGUCAUAGUUCAGAGGCUGCAGAGGGGAGAAGCUGGGAAAUAUUGGGAGGGGAACAGGAAGAAGCAUAAGGGGAGAGACAGCUAACAGACUUGGUGUCUUUAGAAAGCAUUCCAGACCCCCCUUCUCCCAGAACCAGGUGGGCAUGGAAAGUAGGAGAACAGAAAGCUCAGAGGCAGAAAGCUCAGAUCUGCCAAUGUAGGGAUGACGUAUAAUAGGAGAGACGGAGGGGGUGGGACUUUACCCAGAGCAAAGCCAUUAUGUAAGAUAAUUCUCCCUGUGAAUACUGAAUAAAAGACUUGGUAAGAACUCUUCUUGUUUAUCUAAUUCUUGGCUCCCCACCGUGGGAGGAAUCAGGUUCCCUGAAGCCUGGCACCAGCAUCCUGUUCUCACAGCAGCCAGCCUGUCAGAAAUCCGCAAGGAGGACCUCAGCAUAAAAGCCUUCUCCCCUCCCACAGCUUCUAGCAACUGGUAUUCAGAAGCAUUGCUGCCUCCAAGCAUGGGGGCAGAGCAUAAAGUAGCCUUGUCCUCCAUGAAUUUCCCCAAUCCUCUUCUACUGCCACCUAAGUUGGUGGCCAUCAGUGCCUCCUGCAGGAGGGACUUCACUUCCAUAGUUUAGCUAUGAGCUGCAUGAGAAAGUACUGUGCCCCCGUCCCCCCCCGCUCCUUAACCUUCCGAAAUGCAUUGGAUGUCCACAGUUUCUAGUGUUACGAGAGAGGAUGUCCAGAGAGGGAUGGCAUCUUCCUGCUGCUCAGUCUCCUCUGCACUCAGCAGGGAAGAGGGCAAAACUAGAAUUAGUUAGCUCUGGCUGUCGUUGACUGUGGCGCCACCUACUGGUGACCUCCCAGCCUUCUGCCCAUCCUGCCCCAAUGGACACCAGCUACCACUGCCACCUAGAACAUCAAGUUCCCUCUGGGCAUGGUAUGAAACCCGCUGUUUGUGUCUGAUCACUUGUGUGGUUCUUUAGCUUGUGUUUUGAAAUGGCGGGUUGUUUUUUGUUUUAUAUAUGGAUUAGUUGCCUCCUGCUGGCAUGCCUAGGAGCUCAGUUAGUACAGCAUGAGAUUCUUAAGCUCAGGGUUGUGGGUUCGAGUCUCACCUUGGGCAAAAUAUUCCUGCAUUAGAGGGGGCUGGACGAGAUGACCCUCGUGGUCUCUUCUAGCUCUAUGAUAUGUUUUGCAUUCUCCCCUCCCACCUCCUCAAUCUGUCCCCGCAGGGCUGAAGCCAUGCCCCAUGAUGCUGGUCUUUGGUUGUCGACAGUCCAAGAUUGACCACAUUUACAAAGAGGAGACCUUGCUGGCGAAAAGCAGUGGUGUCUUCAAGGAGCUGUUUACGGCCUACUCCCGUGAGCCAGACAAACCAAAGGUAACCUGUGAUCAGCAGUGAUUCCUGAGCUAGAUGAUUCCUUCUGCAACUGUAUGGUUCUAACCCACCUGCGGAUGGAUCAAAUUGUUUCGCUCACAUGUUCAUUCAUAGGUCCAUCCAAUCCUGUUUCUGCUUUAAUCUGAGAGAGGCAGUGUGGUGUAGUGGUUAGAGUGUCAGACUAGGACCUGGGAGACCAGGGUUCAAAUCCACACUGGGUCACAUUGGGGCAGAGUCACUGACUCCCAGGCUAACCUACUUCACAAGGUUGUUGUCAGGAUAAAAUAGGUGGGGAAGGAGAACCACGUACACCACCUGUAAAGAUGGGAUAUGUGAAGUCAAAAAAAAUAAGGGUUUGUUUCCCAAACCACUGAAUAUCUCCACUGCCCUCCUCUGAAUCAUGGGCUACCUGGUGUUGGUCACUAUCUCCCAGCCUAAUCUACCUCAAAGGGCUGUUGUGUAGCAAGGGGAACAAUGUCUGCUACCUUAAGCUCCUUCUAAAUACAUUUUUGUUUAGGCAGCUUUACCUUGAGAUAUACCGUAUUUUUUGCUCUAUAAGACUCACUUUUUCCCUCCUAAAAAGUAAGGGGAAAUGUGUGUGCGUCUUAUGGAGCGAAUGCAGGCUGCGCAGCUAUCCCAGAAGCCAGAACAGCAAGAGGGAUUGCUGCUUUCACUGUGCAGCGAUCCCUCUUGCUGUUCUGGCUUCUGGGAUUCAGAAUAUUUUUUUUCUUGUUUUCCUCCUCCAAAAACUAGGUGCGUCUUGUGGUCUGGUGCGUCUUAUAGAGCGAAAAAUACGGUAACUCAAUCAUUUAUGGAAGAUCAGUUUUGUAGAGGAUAAGAGGGUUUUUGUAGUUUUUAGAGUUGUGUGAAUGGUUUUAGAGUUUUCUAAACCAAUAUAAUGGUUUUUUAGAACUUGCAUUUUAAGGUUUUAUAUGUAUCACUGUGGUGGCUUUGUGCUGCGAAGCAGUCCACAAAUUUGUUAAAGAGAUAAAUGAGGUAUUAUUUAUGUCAUUGUCUAAAAAUAUGCGUGCAAAGAUUCCUCUUUAAAUAGGUACUUUAUCUGAAUGCAUGCAUUCCUUAAAAAAACAAAAACAAAACCAUAACAACACAGAGGUGUUUAAAAUGCAUUUGGAGCACAUUGUUUUGAGCCAAAAGCUGCAUUUCAAAAUUCAGAGAAGCGUAAAAUCUUGAGGAAAAUUGCAUUCUGAUCCAGGCGGCAAUAUGGGAAGCGUGAAUUAGGUUGGCUUGCACUAAAAUGCAACCCAGACGACACUCUUUUCCAUCCCUAACUACGUCUGAAUCUUGUGAGGACUGUAUAGGAUAUUGAACCUACCGAAUACGUGGCAUAAUUUGGAUAAUAUGCAAAAUAUGCAGGUUGCCCCUACCCCUCCUACCUUCCUCUUUGGGGUCAGCUCUGCAGUUCAUUGGGCUGCCUGCAGGGGGCGCUGUGCAGCAAGGAUGGGAGCCUUCUUCUGCAACAUGAAAGCAAACACACACACACCCAUUGCUGUCCACUUUCCCUUCCCAUAGAAAUACGUGCAGGACAUCCUUCAGGAGCAGCUGGCGGGAACCGUCUACAAGGCGUUGAAGGAGCAGGGGGGGCACCUGUAUGUGUGCGGCGACGUCACUAUGGCUGGAGAUGUCCUCAAGACAGUCCAGAGCAUCGGGAGGCAUCAGGGCAAGCUGACGGCAGAGGAAGCCAGCGCUUUCAUUAGCAAGCUACGGGUGAGCAGCCAUCCCCACCACCCAGCAUGCCAUGGGGGCAGCCCAUGGCGUCAGGCCCCCUGCCAACAUCCAGAGCUGAAAUCAGGUGGCUCCUGAACACAGGCCCCGCCUUCAUCACUGCCCCUGGUGAUUUUGCAAGGUCCCCAGGCGAGGAGAUUACAAUCGAAAAAUCAGCACUGGUCCCCUUGAAUUUUAGUGCCCCCCUGGGUAAUCCCACUGCCCCCCAGGAGGCAGCAGCACCCACUUUGGGAACCAUCCUCUUCUCCCUCAUUGCCAUGCCAACACCAAGCACUUGGCUCUGAGCCUUCUCCCCUGGGGGGGGGGGUUCCCCAGUUUCUGUCUCCUUCCCCUCCUUUGCAUCCACGCAUGAAGUGAAGGACAUGAGGCAGGAGUUGGUAAUGCAGGUGAGCUGUGCACAAGCAAGCUGCCAGCUAGCUAUGCUGAGGCUCUUUUUAUUAGCACAGUAUGCAAAACCAGUCAGGUACAUUUCGGACUGUGACCUUUACACAUCUUCCAAUCCUGAGAUUGAGGGGUGGUAAAAAGUUAUUUUGGCACCUGUUUCCACCGCUUCAUUUUCCCCUUGCACAAUGUAUGACGAAGGAGACAAAGGUCACAGACAGAGCAUGGCAAACCACUAAGAGAGCAAAAGGUUAGAUAGAGGGCAUGAUGUUCAGACAGCUGUGGCUUUGUCUGCGGGUGGAAGUGUGCUUCACACCUGACGGUCUUUCCUUCACACGCACCCUCUUUCCCCAGAACAUCCCCUUCACUGGCCUUGCCUCAGGCUCUCUGUGGGUUGUGUUUGCCUGGCCAGGAUUUGUCCUCAAGCUCUGAUAAUGCUUCAUUGUUCCCCGGGUGGAGAUAUAAAGAGAGGGGUUUGAGAGAGGGGUGCGUGGACAGUAGCCUGCCGCACUGAGCAAAGGAAAAAAAUCAAUUUUCCCGCUGACAUGUGGGGUCCCCGGCAGCUUGAACAGAAGAGAAUGUGGCCCUUGGGAUGUUUUAAGUUCCCACACCCAUUGUAGUAGCCCUUUGCUGUCUUCUCUUGUAAGAAAGGAGAUAAUAAUAAUACUAAUUUAUAAUAAUAAUUUAUUAUUUAUACCCCGCCCAUCUGACUGGGUUUCCCCAGCCACUCUGGGCGGCUUCCAACAGAAUAUUAAAAUACAAUAAUCUAUUACACAUUAAAAGCUUCCCUAAACAGAUUCUAACUUUACAAGUCGUACCUUGGUUGCUGAACGCCUCGGAAGUCGUGUGUUUCGGCUCCUGAACGAUCGAAAACCGGAAGCGAGUGUUCUGGUUUUCGAAUGAUUUUCGGAAGCCGAACUUCCAGCACGGCUUCCGCAGCUUCCGAUUGAUUGCAGGAAGCUCCUGCAGCCAAUUGGAAGCCACGCCUUGGUUUUCGAACAGUUCUGGGACUCGAAUGGACUCUUGGAAUGCAUUGUGUUCGAGAACCAAGGUACUACUGUACAAGAAAAGAGAUUCGGGUUAAACAUUAGGAAGAACUUCCUUGUGGUCGGGGGAACCGUUCGACAGUGCAAUGGACAGCCUCGGAGGGUGGUGGGCUCCCCUCCCUUGGAGUUUCAGGGAUUCCUUCAUUGCAGUGGGGUUGGACUAGAUGACCCAUGGGGUCCCUUCCGACUCUACACUCCUGAAAUUAACCGUGCGUUGGUUUUUCUCCUCCUCCUUCCCACCCGGCCUGCCGCACUCCCCGCAGGAUGACAACCGCUACCACGAGGAUAUAUUUGGAGUCACCUUGCGCACGUACGAAGUGACGAACCGCCUCCGGUCCGAGUCGAUUGCGCACAUUGAGGAGAGUAAGAAAGACACGGACGAGUGAGUCGGGCCCGCUGGCUUCCUUUCCUUUUCAAACCGGCGCUUUUGUUUCCCCAGAAACGUGUGGGCUGGGCGAGAGAAUCCCUUUUGUCGUUCGCCUGACGCCAUCGCUCGAGCUACGCUCCAAGAGUGGGUGGGGAUCACCAGGGAGCAGGCAUGUUGAGCCUCUAAGCUCUGCUUGCAGAAGUUCCAUCCCUGGGAUUGCUGAUUAAAACCAAGGGUGGGGAGCCUCAAACCCAGGGGCUGAAUGCAGCCCUCCCGGCUGCUCUGCCCAGCCCUCGGAGCUUCCCCCAAAUAGGCCACACCCCUCAGGAGUCCUGGCCUUUUUUUGCCUGGCCUGAACACACCUCUCGGACUCUGAUAAAUGCUUUUCGCUUGCCUGGAGAGAGGGGUGUGAGUAGAAACAAGCCUACUGAAGCCAGGGUGGUGUAGUGGUUCAGAGCAGUGGACUCGUAAUCUGGGGAACCAGGUUCGCUUCCCGCUCCUCCACAUGCAGCUGCUGGGUGACCUUGGGCUAGUCACACUUCUCUGAAGUCUCUCAGCCCCACUCACCUCACAGAGCGUUAGUUGUGGGGGAGGAAGGGAAAGGAGAAUGUUAGCCGCUUUGAGACUCCUUCAGGUAGUGAUAAAGCGGGAUAUCAAAUCCAAACUCUUCUUCUUCUACUACUGCAUGCGAGGUGAAAUUUGCAUUUGUUGCUCCGCCCACUUUCCCCUCUGGCCACGCCUACCAGGCAGGGUUCAGCUGGAGGCAGCAGCCCUUCUAAAAACCGGGAGCCAGUGCUCUUGCACUUGGGUUCCUGCUUGCUGGUUUCCCUCUCUUCCACAGGGAGAACAGGAUGCUGGGCUGGGUGGGCCAUUGGCCUGAUCCAGCACAGGCCCUUUUUGGUUCUCAUGCCCAGAAAGGAAUGCAGCCCUUGUGCUGGAAAGGUGUUUUCCCACGCCUGUUCCAGAGAAAAACCCUGGGAAGCUACUGCCAAGUUGGAGUAAAUAGCCCUGGCAGUGGUGGCUGGUGUCUAUUGGGAAUGGUGGGGCAGAACUUAGGGGAGCUAACAGCAGGUGGCGCCAGAGCUAAAGAUAGGCAGAGUUCUAGUCACCAUUUCCUACCUGCUAAUUUCUGUAAGGGUGAUACUGAGACUCCCAUUUGCCCUAGUAUGGCAUCCCCAACCUGCGGCCCUCCAGAUGUUUUGGCCUGCAACUCCCAUGAUCCCUAGCUAACAGGACCAGUAGUCAGGGAUGAUGGGUAUUGUAGUCCAAAACAUCUGGAGGGCCAAAGGUUGGGGGUGCCUGCCCUAGUAGGUGAGCCUCCACUCUGCCCCUCCCAUUGCCUGCUACCCAUCCCGUUCAACUGGAGCUAGGAACAUAAGAAACUGCCUUGUGCUGAGUCAGAGCAUUGGUCCAUCUGCUUCAAUAUUGUCUACACUGACUGGCAGAAGUUCUCCAGGGGUUAAGGCAGGAGACAUUCCUAGCCUGAUCUGGCAAUGCUGGGGAUUGAACCUGGGACUUUGAGCAUGCAAGGCAGAUGCUCAACCCCUGAGCUAUGCUCUCUCUCUCCACAUUAAGUGAUCCUUCAAGACACCCUCAGCUAUGUUCUAGUGGUCCACAGAAGUGAGAAGGGAAUGAGAUCCACUGUUGUAAUAUUUUGUGCCUUCUGCUGAGCUGGUGGCACCAGCUGGCCUAAUCCCAACCCAACCCUGCCACCUACUGUCCAGAAAUGGUAUUGGCCAUUCAAAGAGGCUUUUUUUUUGCCACAUAGCGAAGUUGCCGCAGCAUUCACAACAUACAUUUAAAGCAGAUUUAUACCACUUUAGCUGUUGUAGCUUCCCCUGAGGAAUCCGGGGAGCCAUCGUUUGUUAAGGAUGCUGGGGAUUGUGGGCCUUCGACUGCAGAAGAAAGAGGCAGGCAAGAAAGGCUUAUUCCGUGAAUUAAACUUAGGAGCUAAGCCUAUGGUUUGGUUCACGCAUCGUAGUAAGCCAAACUAUGGCUUAGGUCAUAUCCCACACCAUACAUUUAAAGUGCAUUUAAAGCACAUCACGUCUCCCAAAUACUUCUGAGAACUUACCCCUCACAGUGCUGCAGUUCCUAGUUCCUUAAUAAACCACAGUUCCCAAAAAACUUUGGAGGGAGCUAAGCACUCUUAAGUGUGUGUGAUACGCGUAUGGAGAUCCAGGACGUCUGUUGUCAUCGUUGCGUUAUGCCACCUGUGUGCAUGGUAAUUUACAAAGCCCAAGAGGACAGGUCUCUGCCCCCAAGUAGCUUACAAUGAAGCAUUUGUUUCAAUUACAGUGGUACCUUGGUUCUCAAACAUAAUCCGUUCCGGGAGUCCGUUCGACUCCCAAAACCGUUCGAAAACCAAGGCAUGGCUUCCGAUCGACUGCAGGAGCUUCCUGCACUCAAGCAGAAGCCGCAGAAGCCGUGGAAGCUGUGGAAGCCGCAUUGGCUUCUGGAAAACAUUCAGGAGCCGAUUUGUUUGACAACUAAGCCGUUUGGGAAACAAGGUACCACUGUACAUCAUAGGCUGCAAUCCUAACCCCACUUAAAUUCAGCAGGGAUUAGACCUGAGAUUGGAGCCAAUGUUGUUAAACCCACUUAGUGGUGUCCUGAUGAUGAUGAUGAUGAUUUAUUAUUUAUACCCUGCCCAUCUGGCUGGGUUUAAAAACAGAAUAAAACAUCAAAAAUUAAAAACUUCCCUAAACAGGGCUGCCUUUAGGUGUCUUCUAAAAGUCAGAUAGUUGUUUAUUUCCUUGACAUCUGAUGGGAGGGCGUUCCACAGGGCAGGCGCCACUACCGAGAAGGCCCUCUGCCUGGUUCCCCCAAUGCUCUGUUUUGGAUCAGCAAAGCACUGUUGCUCAAGAUAACGCAUAAGCUGGUUGCUGGUGCCUUCGUUGAGCAAUAGAUUGCACAGUACAUUUUUGCUAGGGCAAGUGUUGCACUGCAUUCUUUUCUUGUGCAAUGGUAAAACUCAGCCAUCCACUAGAGCAAAAGCCCCUUGCCCUAGUAGACAAGUGGACUCUGGAUAUGGCCCCUGGUUUGUACAGGUCAGGCUCAGAUACAGUGCACGAUAAUCAUACUGCUAUUGAUGUGUGUAGUGGGGGGGCGUGUAUUGUUUUAUUCUUAAAUGUGAUGGUUGUUUUUUAACCCAGAUAUGUAAGCAGCCUAGAGAUGGUUUGUGUUAGGCAACUAAUAAAUAACAGCAGUUAAUAACGAUGUAUUAAUUUUAUUUGCCUUGUUUGAAAAAAAUUCCAGAACUGGAAUAUGUAAUAGCCAUUCAGUUCUAAAAGAAACAGAAAAAACACCCCAGGGAGGAAACCGGCGAGGACAUUUGUCUCGUGUAUAAGGUGUGGGAAUGUUCAGGAUGCAGGAGAGGAUAUGUUUAAUGAUAUCCUUCCUAACUUGCGUUAGCAAGUUCUAUAUCUUAGCAGAGUAACAUUCCCCUUUAAACGCACAGCGGUUUGCUUGUUGCAGGCUUGUCUGAGCCUCUCAAUAUAAGAUUCCUGGUAAGUUCCCUUCUUGUCCCUCUUAAAAAGAAUAACACGACAGUCUUAUUAAAGUCAAUAUAAAAGUAGUUUACUCACAAUCAUUCAGUUCACAGUUGGAUCCCUGAAAGCAGACUUAGGUUACAAAACUAUCCCAUAAGGGAGUUAGUUCCUAAGUGACUGCCUGUUUGCAGUGACUGCAAACAGGCAGUCACUUCUGCUAACACAUGGAAAAGCAAAAUGGAGAAGAGACAAAGGAAGGAGAUGUGCUCCCUUGCCCAGGUUAAGCCUCAAACAGACACACAGGCCUCUAGUCACAUGCAGAGGAUGCUCAGGAGGAAACAGGAAGUUAGACUCCUGACUGGUACAAAGCAUAGCAUGUCCAUUCUAGGAAUGUUGUACUUGACUGCUCUGUGUUUCAUAUCCCAUAAGGCAGUUGCUUUGUGGUACUGCUUGGGGCAGGUAGUCACACGAUGCCAAAACGUGGGGUUACGCAGCAGGGUCUAGCUGUGAUUUCUGCAUUGCAGGGGAGUUGGACUAAGUGAUCUAGGUCCCUUCCGGCUCUAUAAUUCUAUGAUUACAGUGGUACCUCAGGUUACAGACGCUUCAGGUUACAUACGCUUCAGGUUACAGACUCCGCUAACCCAGAAAUAGUACCUCAGGGUAAGAACUUUGCUUCAGGAUGAGAACAGAAAUUGUGCUCUGGUGGCACAGCGGCAGCAGGAGGCCCCAUAAGCUAAAGUGGUGCUUCAGGUUAAGAACAGUUUCAGGUCAAGAACGGACCUCCGGAACGAAUUAAGUACUUAACCUGAGGUACCACUGUAUAUAUUAUGUGACUGCAUCCCUGUUUAGUAGCCAAAGGGAAGUGCUGCCCACUGGCCCAGCGUCUGGGGUGAGCAAGUGUUUACGAUGUUUUCCGUCCAACUAACGAAAGGGUGGCAUUUAAGCCAGGGAAUGCAUAACUUGCGAAGGGUGAACAAAAUGCAUGUGAACUCGAGUGGAGAGGGCGAUGCUUUUUUUUACAUGCCUUACCAUGCGUGUGUGAUUUCUGCUCUAACUGACGGCUUUUUUGCAGGGUGUUUUGUUCCUAAACGUGACCGCGUCGCGUUGCCCGAGGCAGGAGGCUGAGCCAGGCAAACCGCGGCAGCUCCAGCUGCUCUGCUCCAGCCCUCGAAAAGGAGAGGGGUCUGGACCUUGUACUGACAUGUCCGCAUCCGCUCCUUUCCUCCAGGGACUUCCGCCAGGCCCACAACAAACGGUCGUCUGUGUCUCGUCCUAUUGUUGUGUCCUGA